AAAGAGAAUUCAUCGAACAAACAUGGUGGACGAUUUUGGUUGAAAACGUGUUGAAGCGUAACACAACUUGAGUCAUUUUGCUGCACUGGUUUAUUUUGUUAUCGAUGGAAAAAGUUAACGUUCCAGAUACUGCAUCAACUUGGCAACUUGUAACGUUUUUCAGGAAAACAUAAUGUUUGUCGGAGAAGAGCCUGAAAGAGAGGUAAGUGAUCACGAGUGGCUGGCGCGCGUUUCCUCUUUCGAAUUUGUUUCCUCUCGUUUAUUAUUACAAUGUCACACAUAUCGCUAUGAUAUUGAAGAAACUUCGAUAUCCAAUCCUGGAAUACUGAUAGGCAAAAAUUCACGUAUAUGUUAUCGUUAUUUAAAGUUAAUGCUUUUAACGAUAUUUUACUGAAGCGCCGGCCCCCAAAGUUGUGAUUAAUACAUGUAAUUGCAUCAUACAUCAUUUAUUAUUAUUAUUCAUUCAAAAUAUUUCUCCGUCUCUGAUUGGCUAAAAGCACACACAUAAUUCACCAUAACCAGCUACUGAUGACCACAUUUGGAAGAAUUUUUCGUUUAAUGAACUGAUGAUGUCAAAAGUGCAGCCUUCUUGCAGAUUAAUGCACCGUUAACCGAGAAGACCUGGAGACGAGGUUGAGUUGUUUUGUUUUUGAAAACAAAAAUGGCAGAAAUUUCACUUGUUUCAAGAGUAAGAACUGAUGCCCUGCCAGGGGGGGUCUCAUGUCGCCCGUCUGAAUUUUAAAACGUCUCGUGUAGCUGUUUAUAAAUGUUGGCUUUGCUGUCACUGUCGCAAUUUGGCCGAGGGGGGUCGUCUCUUGUCGCGAUUUCAUUUUACGCGCUGUUGCUACUUUUUGGGCCAUGUCGCUUGUUGGAAUUUACCCUGGCAGGGCCUCAGAACUAGGCGAAAUAAUAGCAAAAAUAUGGCAAGAACAGCAAGAAGACAAUUAUUCAAAGGGCAACAUCUGCAAUUUGGAGAGUAUUUGCGGAGCUGAAAAACCCUGAACGUGCACUAUUGAAGAUGAACUUAACAUCGAUGGAGGCAAGCAUGUUUUAGCUAUGUUUUUAAACUAGGAAUUAUUUUGAAUGAAUAAUAAUACAAUUAGUGAAUUUGGCUUUUGUAUCAUACGAAGGAUUAUGGAGAUCUCGGUCCCCCCCCCAAGACAUAAGCGUACCAAUAUCCUCAGGAUGACAACGUUAAACACAUGUUAAUGUGAGUUUUAUGUUUGUUUUCUUUCCAGGAGGAUGCUCUGGAUGUGUUCCUUCUAAUGGGAAAGGAGUACAGAAUAUCUAGGAGUAUUCGAGCACAAUGGUUCUUUCAGCAAUUUAACUCCACCCUCCCUUCCCCCAAGCCAAAAGAUGAGUUGGUAAGUUUCAAAUUAAAUUAAAGUUAUUUUAGUGUCUCCUAAGAACUUUAUUAUAAAUUUUAUUAUAGUGAAGGGGUUAUUAGAGUUUUCUUUAGAAAUGGGCAUGGAAAAAUUAAUAAAAUUACAGUAGAACCCUAAUAAACUCAAACUCAGAUAACUCGAACUCCCCGCUAACGCGAACUAGAUCCAGUUUCCCUUGGAUUUCACCCCACUUUCCAGUCAUUUUUACGUGGUUAACUCGAACUCAGAUAACUCUAAGUCCCCUCUAACUGGAACUAAAUUUCCUUUCCCUUGAUCACAAAUUUACCCCGAUAACUCGAAAUUUUGGUUCUCUUAACUUCACUCGGAUGCCAUCCCAUUAGAAGGUUUAAAACACUAAAAGUUCUAACACUGGUCAAAACUAAAGCAAUUUGAUUUAAGUGCUGAAACAAACAGAUCAUGGUAUAUCAUAAAAAAUGCCUUAUCAUGUCAGCUGUCAUGUGACGUUUCUGAAGAAAUAAGUUUAAUAUGCAUUGCACCAAUACUGAAGUGCUGAAAAUCAGCAACUAUCAAUUUUUAACAUGACAAAAUUAAUUGAAUUUUCCAGUUGACCCCGAUAACUAGAACCCCCGCUAACUCAAACUGUUUUUUGUGUCCCUUCAGAGUUUGAGUUACAAGGGUUCUACUGUAUGCUAAAGUUCUCCGUGACAGGUUACAAACACAAGGAGGGCAGGGCUUGUACAACUUUGAUUCAUCUGGAUCAUUCUUAUACUUUAGACUUAAAAGCAAAUCAGACAGCCAGCGACCCUGCUCUUUUUUAGAAAAUUGUACUGGAGAGACUAAUGUGCAAGAACUAUCCAAAACUAUCUAACUUCAUAAGGCUGUCAGGUGUACUUGUAUUUAUGAAGUGUUCUUUCUUCUAGAAAUGGAGCAAAGGAUGUUGCAGAUUAAUGAAGUGAAUGUCAGUCCUUGAAAAAUAAGUUACAUCCUUGAAACUUCCUUGUGAAGUUGAUUAAAUUUUUUUUGUCUGAAGUUGUAUGAACCAUGUCUUACACAGGCCUAAUUGGAUGGGUUAAGUACAACUCUUAUAGCAAUAUGCCUCUUUUCAGUUUAUGGUAAUUCUUAUACAUGUACAGUCUGAAUUCGUGAAUUCGUGUUUCUCAAAAUGCCAUUUAUUGUAGGUCUUUGUUUUGUUGCUUUUAAGGAGAAUUGUACACAUGAGCAUUCUAUAGACUGGAGUUGUUUACUUGUAAACAUUAUUAUUGAUUUUCAUGUAGAUUGGGUCAAAUGAAGAGCUGGAAGUUUUGUCAGUCAUUCCAAAUAAUCAACGGAAUCCAGGACCUUACAGACUUGUACCCUCAACCCAUAUCACCUUUAUUGGCAGGCGAUACCGAUUUGUUUUUUGCCUUGAUAUCAGCCCAUCAUUGGCCACAGUGGUAAGGUUAUGCUGUCAGUAAUAUUUAUUGCCUUUUGAACGUAACCAUCCAGGCGUGUUACUAACAGCUAACAUGAGUAUGAUCUCCAGCUACUUUCAGAGGAAACAAAAGGAAACAAGAACCAAUACAACUUCAUAAAGUUGUAGUUGUAGCUGUUGAGUUUAGCUCACCUACUAAUAAUUAACAACAAGUGAAUGAGGUUGAGCAAAAAUGCUAUCUUGAUUUGUCAGUGGUGAGCGGAUCAAUUAUUUGCCGAUGCUGAAGGCUGAGGCAAAUAAUUGAUCUGCGAUAACCGAGUUUAAUAACUGCUUUAUCAUUCGAUCACCAAGUUUAUUUCUUAAUGAAUAUCUUCUGGAAGCAAAGCGAUCUGCCAUUUUUCACGCAAGAGCGAUCACAGAAAGGAGAAAAGUGUGGUUUUGUGUAUGCACAGUUGGAUGACUAUGUCCAUAAGCAGACCAUUAUUUGUAGGCAGUUAUUUGCAGGUCACAUGGUGGACUUUCGGCCAAUGAAAAAGAAGAACAAUUUGCAUGGAAGUCAUAUUCUUUCUGUUUUUUUAGGAUAUCCAAUCAGGCACUGUUAUCACAGAUGAAGCAUUUGAAAAACUGAAGAACUGCCUUUGUGGUCUAGUUGCUCCAGUUAGUACUGUAUUCACUGCUAUGUUUUUUUUAUUAUGCACCUGUUGUGGGGGACAUGCCUGGUCUGCCUUCUGGUUUCUGAAGGGGAUUUAUGUAACUUAUUGACCCAGGGUAUGUCAGAAUUUCAGGGUUUUUGAGAUUUUCAUGAUCUGCCGAGGAGCAAUAGCAGGAAUUGAAUCUUCAUAACAGAGACGACAGCUAAAACCGUCACAGUAGGCUAAGUUGUAGUCUUGAAACAUCCCUAUUGGUCAACUGUUUGAUGUUUAUUUUGCUAAUAUUUAGCAUUAGCAAGUAUCUCACCAAUGUCAACACCUCUAUUUUUAUUUUGUUAGAUUUGCCAAUUAUUGGCAGGGUCACCACAAUGUUCAGCAUGACGCCAAUUACUGCGGGCCCGUAACAGUCCCUCCCCAUAUGAGAGAUAGACCACCACACCUUACGGGGACAACGUCCCCUACUCUUUACGAACAGUGUGUGGGUUCUUUAAUGUCCCACAGAAUUUAUAUAUGCAAGGGUUGUGAGACAGGGCCUACGGUUUAUCUUCCUUAUCCGAGAAAACUAGAAAGUCUAACCAUUUGCAGAUGUCUUUACAAAGGCAGCACCCUGACCCUGAGUGUUGGUCCGGCCAGGACUUGAACCAGCGGCCUCCUGCUUGGCAGACCGGCGCUUAUCUAACUGAGCUAACUGGGCGGCUGGAGACCCCCUGGGAAUCUCUGCCCUCCCCUCCCCAGGGCAAGACAUAGACAAUGGUAUUACCAGUGGGGUAAAUCUAGCCCUUGCGUUUUCCUCUUUUAUUGUACUUUUUUGUCCACACAGGGUCUUGUAUCAAAGCCGUGGAUUAAUAAUUAGUAACUCUAUUAUUCGGUAUCCUACUUUUUGCAACUAAAAGACAAACAAAUGGAUUGAACAGUGCAUAAAUUUCUAACAUGGCUUCAAGGCUUUCGGGUCAUUUUUCUAUAAUUAUUUGGUUUGGUUUUCUUUGUGCUCAAGUCUCUGCUGGGAAUUGCCAGACAAUUAUAUAUGCAGUCGUGAAAAGUUUGCAAUUUUGUCCCUAAAGUCUGGGAUAUCUAUUUUUCAAUUUCUGAACAGUUUUGUGUGCCAGGAAACUCUAUUGUGCUGUCUCCAGAGUUGUACAUCACUGUGCUGGCCUAUACAUCCAUCUUAAAUCCUGAAGUGCCACAGGUAUGUGUGAAAAGUGUUGGAACAGGUACCUUUUAUUAAACUCAGGUGUCUGUCUGUGUAGUUUGAUUUGUGGAAUUUUUGUAAGAUAAGAAUCUUCAAACCAGCUUUUCAAACUCAUAAACACAGAAGAGGAAGCAAAGGAUCACUAUUGUGUAAGACAUUUUAGCCUGUGUGACAGCAUUGAAAAGGUGGCGGGCAGAUCCUGGAGGGGGGAAUAUUAUUAUUAGAAAUCAUAAUAUAGGGUGUGCCCACACCCUUCUCACUCCAGCUUUUGCCCUCUCUUUAAAGGCAGUUAUCCUUUGCCCCUUCAAACUUCUGGAGCACAGGAAAAAAUAACAGAUUCCCAUUUUUGGAUAUUUUAGGGGAUUUAAAGAAUACCCACAAAAAUCCCAAAUUUGGAAGAGUGAGACAAGUCCCAAUCAGGGAACUUGGUUGGGAAUUCGCUGGUUGGGACUUGUCUCACUUUGCCAAAUUUGGGAUUUUUAUGGGUAUUCUUUAAAUACCCUAAAAUAUCCAAAAAUGGGAAUCCGUUAUUUUUUCCCGUGGAGGAGGUUCAGCCAGAUACAGAUGUAACCACCAUAAAAUUUUGUAAACUUCUUUUAAGGUGAUGCUACACUGGAUGAUUUGCAACGAUGGUUUUUAGUGCAACACUGCAUCACUGACAACAUUGUUGCAACAUCAUUUCGAAAGUUUGCAACAUUGUUCCAACAUUUGAACCCUGUGUUAUGCUAAGAAUCGUCGUUGUGAAUUGUCUUGUGUCACAUCACCUGUAGUUUUGUUUCUUUUUUUUAAAAAUAAUUGAUCAAAUUAAGAAACUAUAUAAUGUUGUGAAUUUCUGGUACUUUUUGAUGUGCAUAACUUGCAAUGCUGAAAAUAACAAUAUUAUUACUAGUUUGUAAUCCAAACACUAUGAAUCAAUUGUUUCAUGGUCAUUGAACUUUAACUCCCAGCAAAAUAAAGAGAUAAAAGUUCCAUGCAUUUAUCAGUGACAUGUUUUUGAAGUUUCCAAUACCCAUCAUCUUCUCAGAUUUGCAUUUUAUUAUUGUGCAUAAUUUUUUAUAUGUAUGAAUGUCAAUAAUAAAUAUCAUGUCCUUUUAUUAUUUAAACUUCUUCCAUUAAGGUUCUCAUUCAAGGUUGUCUGGUGACAGAACAGAAUGUAAAUACUGUGCUAGAACUAAUUCAAGACCAGCUGAAAGGUUUAGAAGACUUCCUUGCUAAGACUACCUCUACAUUACAUGGCUAUGAUGGCAGUGAGGAGGUAAAGUUUGUGUAGAGAAAAAUAUAUAUAUCUGUGUGAUUUUGCUAAAAGGUGCCCGCUCAGUUUUUGCUUUGUUCAAGCCAGUGUAGCCGGAAAAAAACCAGGGGGCUUGCCAUCUUUCUAGGUGUCAGCAGAGAGCCCAAGCCUAGACCUAUCCAUGGGUGGGUUGCUGACUUGUUUUGUGUCAAAAUCGGGGGGUAGGGAGGGGAGAUUUUGUCACUUUGGUUAGAGUUUCAAGUCAGAAAGCAGUGCAAAGUCAGAGAAUUUUUCUUUUGGGCUAGCCCAGCCAAAUCAAUGCUGUGACUCUAUAUCAUAACACUACUAGCAGAGCUUGGGAGAAGUGAUUGACUAGACAUAAGCUUCAUGGGUGGGGAGGGUGAAUAGUUAUUUCCUGGACUUGGCUGUCUAGAGACUCAGUUUUUGUAUUUUUGUAAUUUGGUGGUGACCUAAAAGUGAUUAUGAUAGUCUGAAUGGACCUGCCCAAACCUAUUUAAGGAAGAAGUUCAGGGACCUUUAUAGCUGGUAUCUAAGUCUCUCACUAUACAAAACAUACAAACAUGCUAGAUGUGCAACUAUUCGGAGCAGCAACUGACCAGCAGUUCAUUGUAUGAUAAGGAUCAUUUAGUGUUAACUAGUAUGAACUCCAUCAAACUCACUGGAAACAACUGCAAAAUGCUUGAGCUAACUUUAAUGUUGAUUUUAAGAUUUGUGCUCUUCAGGGUUUCCAUAAAAUGUUAGAGAUUUUCUUAUUUAGAUUUCAUAUGUUUUAUUGUUGCAGCAUACAUAUCAGCCGAUCAGAAUUUUGGAUUUGCAUUUGAGUACUGUCUAGUAGAAUUAUUAUUAUUUUUUUUUAUCAUGAUUAUCCCAUUUUCAGAUUAAUAAAGCUGAAAGUGACCAAGGAGGGAGGCAUCAGGAUUCAGUGACGCUCAUGUCCCCCGAGGCUGGACCCAUUGCAAUAAUGCGGAACACUCUUCUGGCGCUUCAGCUGCUUCCCUGCAAUGCAAGUGCAGGUAACAUUGAGCUCUUUAAAUCCUAAAUUAGAGUAAAUGUGGCAGAUGCAGGGUUGUCAGAAAGUUUUGAAUAAUGUGAUAUUUUAUUUAAAAUAAUAAUGUAAUAGUAUUUUGUUUAAAAAAUGCCAUCCGUAAGAAAUGCUGAGCAGAGUAGCAGGCCAAUACUGACCAAGUAGCUGGUGGUUUUCACUGGCAGCCAGCUAUGUUUGACAACUCUGCAGAUGUAAAAUGCUGCUUUUCUAUCUUCUGCACUAUAAUUAUCUGUGAAUGAAAGACUGAGGUGAUGCAAAACUACUAUGGUGUCACUUCACUUUUCAAAUAAAAUCUACUCAGCAGUAGUUUCCUGUGAGUUGUUGCAUGUACUUUUUAUUAUGCUGUAUAUUUUAUACAUUAGGUUGUUCCCAUCUUUUGAACUCCUCUGUGAGUGAAAUCCUAUGGUGCGACUAUUCAAAUGAGCCAUUUGAGGUGCCAUUAGAACAUAUACACGGUAGAUGCCAACUCUCCUGUAUUAUCCGGGAGUCUCCCGGAUACGACACCAAUCUCCCAGUCUCCUAGUCUCCCAGUCUCCCAUACAGAUCACCAUAUGUCCCGGAUAAAAUCAUCUUUUGAGCUUUUCUGUGCCUUAGUUUGAGAUUUAGCCCAUUUUUAGCUCAAAACUUGGAUUUUCUUAUUCGUAGUACAGUUUCUGGGGCGUUUUUGCACCUAUUUAGUCACUGAUCAUGACAAAGAUUAUUUCUGGCAUCAAAAUGAUAUCACAAAUUUUGAUAGUUUGUACUUCAUGUAAGACUUCAUAUAAUGUCCUAGUCAUUCCCAUAUUUAUCGGGGGUGGGGAGGGGUGGGAGGAUUCAUUAAAUUUCGGGGGUGUGGGGAGUAGUGAAAAAGAGAGGGUCUCCAGAUUUUAGUUCUGCAGAGGUUGGCAUCUCUGUUAGAAUAGAACCAUCUUGCAUAAAUUUCUAUCAGCUUUGUUUUGCUUCUGAUCAGGGGCUGUUGUGAUCACUGAUGGGGUAUUUGCACUUCCGGAUGCUUCAGCAGUUGAUUCUCUUUUGGCGCAGUUCAGAGCCAGCACUGUCUGCUGUUCUUUUAUUAAAGUUGGAAGUGGUUUUCAUGCCCACUGCAGGUUUGUAUUUUUUGACAAUAACAAAAAACAAAAUACACAUAAUUAAUUUCAUGAACAGAAUUAGAAGUGGAAUUAUUAACGUUACUUUUUGAAAGAGCAUUACUUUCAUGUUGCUCCUACAUGGGGAUUAUGAACUAGCUCUUCUAGCUGAUUUAAUUUCUCCACAAAACAUUGAAUUCUUUAUUGAACACUUUAGCUUUCAAAAAUGAUAAAUUCUUUUAAGGAUGACAUAAUAUUAAUACGAGUAUACUUUGUUUGAGCCAGUUUAAAAUAUGGUAAUUAAUUGAAUUAAUUAAUUAAGAGAAGAAGCAUUCAAUAUUUAAGUUAAAAUUAUUGUGAGUCAUAUGCAUUGAUGCAAUUAAACUGUUUUCUUUGACAUUUUUAACAAAAGUUUACUGUUUAAAUGCAUGGUUUUAAUAAUCAUUUUUUUUAUAGAUGGUUUUCACGGCACUGACGUCAUCAAAUUGUGAAGUCAAAACAGCUAUAUAGGUUUUACAAAUUCUCAUUUACACAAGGUUGAAGAUAAACAAAAAAUGAAUCCUUGUACAAGUUUCCAGUGCCAUAGCAUGUUUCAUUUCGAAAAUACAGCAAUUUGAACUUGUAAGUUUUCACAGUGUGUGACACAACAUAUGAAUGAAAGCCUCUCCUCAUGAUUUUCAGGAGUUUAACCAUUUUAAGUAUUAGAAGAUGUGUUCAAGUGCAUGUAUGCUAGUUCUGGAAUGAAAAGAAAGAGCUUUUAUGGAAAAGUGAACUCCAGAUGUUUUUGUUGAUUUCCAGUGGCCAUAUUUGGGGUGUCUAAAAAACACAGACCUUGGAAACCCUCACUGUUUUUUCUAGACAUCCAAUUUGUGUACCAAAACUGUACACAAAUAUGGCGUCUCCAUGCAAAGCUCUACAAUGGUGUGUGAAACGUUUUGUCAAAUAACUCGGAAACUGUGGGCGACAUAGACCUGAGACUUGGACAAAUUGUUUAUAUAUAUCAGUCUUUUGUGAAAUUUCGUUUUCUUGGCUUCUUCUACAGGAUGGUUUCAAUUUAUUUUUUGUACCGUGUUUAUUGCGUGACAGUGAAAAUGAUCUAAUAUUGUCUUUUAUUUCUUCUCAGCCUUGCUUAUGUUCCACACUGCGACCUGAUGCAGUUCAUUGCCAUGGCAAGCUCAGGAGCUUAUCUUGCUAACGCUCCCCCUGUGAGUAAAAAAUUUCCCCACAUGACUCAGCAUAUAUAAUAGCCUGGGAUUUAAACUCAGCACAUGGACUCCUGAUUGUUUUUAGUAGACAAACUUAUAGGGGUAGGGGACCCUCUUCCUCUUUCUCUCCUUAUUUUUUUUCGUCUUGCUCUUUGACUUCAUGCCGCACUUCACUAUCUGAAUGCCUGGAGCAGGCUAACUCAUACAAUGUACAUAUAGUUUGAUUAGUACUAGAUGCCACAGGAUUCCCAACCUGUGAUUUAAGUUUGACUUGAUAAGGGAACCUCAGUAGAUCAACAGAAGUUUUUCUUGCCAUUUGUUUGAGAAAGUGAUGUGUUGUUUUUAGGUUUCCAGAGCAGCUAAGGGUGCAGAUGGAGCAGGUAUUUAUUGUUUACCACCGUUAAAAGAAUAAUUGUACUUUAAUCUUUAAUGAAUUGCUGUACAUUUUGUUAGUCGCAUUAGCAAUAUUAUGGUUCAUGUGAUGUAUGAUCUUUGUCAUUUAAUAUGUACAUGUCUUUUAACAUAUUGUUUUUGAUUCCUUUUUCUAAGUGUACAUUUGUCCAUGCUAGAUUUCUUUUGAAUAAUUUGUUUUUUCAUUAUGCUCAGGAAGUCUUUGUGCUAAUGUUUAUCUCAAACCUAGUUUCCCUCUCCUCAGAAACCAACAUUUUAAAUUAGAUAGGAAUGGUAGACAAAUAAGCAGUAGAUCGAUGUGCUAGCUCUUAAUCAUUACUUGCUUGCCUACUUACUUGUGUAAACUUAAUUAUUUAUUCAUAUAAAUAAAUAAUUGGUUUUUGCAUGUUCUUUUUUUUCUACAGAGGACUUCACCAUGAAUCUAUACCACAAGGCUCUUCUCUGCUGGAGCUUUCAAAGAGACUUUGAUCUAAGCAAGAUUGAUUCAUGGAUAGGUACAUGUUGAUUCAUAAUCAUGACUUGUCAAAAGCAGCCUCUACCUCUUCUACAAGCUCACGAGAUUUCUGUACUGGCUGGCUUUACAAGCUGUAGUUAGUUUUCCCGAUCCAUAAGUCCCAAUCCUACACCUAACAUGUAAAAGGUCAGAGGUCAGACCUGACCUUUGUUUCAUUUGCUGCAGUGUAAUUUUUAUUUCUUCCUUUUUAUGAUUGAAGGUGAUUGCUUAGAAUUGAGCAGUGAGGAUUUAGCCUGGGCAUUUAAAGGCAAAAGGUAAUGAGUGAUUAAGGGUCUGUUGGUUUUGAUUGUCCAUCAAGGGUCAUUCUUGAGUCCUGGUCUGGGCCGUUGUGUUGUGUUCUUGGGCGAGACAUUUAACUCUCACUGUGCCUCACUCCACCCAUGGGGUGUAUAAAUGGGAUGGGUAGCAGCAAAUUUAAUAUUGGGGAAGGGACAACAUUGCAAUGGUUUAGAAUCAGGGGGAGUAGAAUCAUUCCUAUCACUUCAUGCUAUGGACAUCCGGAUAUUUAUGCUCUGGCCUGACGGGCUUCUUUGUACAGAUGCAGACUUUUUUUCCUUUUCUGUUGUUUAAAGCUUACCUGUUUGUUUGGAAGUUUUUUUUUUCAGAUGUUUUGGUUAGUGCUUAAGCCAUCAUCAUGUCUUGUAGUUGUUGCACAUUUUACGACUUUGUUUUAAUGGUACCAAGCUGACAGGGCAGCUUAUCUUAAUUUCAUCCACAAUGUCUCUUUGCAAAACCUCUGAAGUGUCGAAAAUAUCAUAAUAAAUUAUGUUUGUUUCAGGUCAAUGUCCUAUGCCCUGAGUGAGUGGGAAAAGAAUGCGAUGCAGCCGUCAAUGCGUAAAAGGCACCUUGAGACCAAACUUCACACCAGUAUCACCAGGUAUCUUACACUUCUUCAUAAAUGGACUCUUUUAUCAUCAGGACUACCAAUUUCAAGCAAACAGCGCAAUUCAAAAUUUCAGUUGUGUAGGAGCUGCUUAUAAGGUCUCUCCUGAUUAGUCGCAGAAAACAAUAACAUGUCAUUCUUUCAAUUGUUUCAGUAUUGUCUGGGGUCAGGGUUAGGCACCAUUGGUGACUUCUCUUCCAAGCAGCUGCUACAUGACCCCAAAAUUUAUUGUGAUUUUUUAAGCAGUAGUUGUUGUGAACGUCUACCCAAUCCUUUGAAGGCUUAAGAAUCAGCAUCGCUAUUCGUUUACACACGAGAACGAUAUUUAUCCAGUUACGAAACUGUGAGCGAGUGGCAAACAAGGAAACUGCGGGUAGUGUUACUUAGUUAUAAAUCAGGUCCUGUGUUUACUGAUGUUGCAGUGAAGAAAGUAGGUGAUCAAGUCUUGUUAAUCCGAUAAUAUUUUGUAACCUUAAAGAGGUAUAUUUGGUCACUAAUUUCGUAACUCUUAUUCAAUUAACAGUGUUCUUAGUGUGCGACUUAGAGAAGGAUAUUCAAUUCAAGACGUGUCUAUAACCAAAGGUAAGCAGAGCACAUUGCCUACAAAUUACAGUGUCUAAUAUACGGUAAAUAUAAAGUAUACCUUGUGGUAGCAGAGCACAGCGUCUCUAACAUUCAGUACAAGAAAGUGUGUCAGUUGAAAAGGGCGUGGUCUCUGGUGCAAGUGCUUUUACCUACCAGUCUCGGACAACCGGAAAUGACUUUUUUUUAGCCCUGGAACUAGCACUGUAUCACAUCCUCUCAAAGUCUGGGAAUGCUCACAGCGCAGCUUGUUUCUUUUUCUUUUUCUUUUUUUGUCAGUAAGCCAAAAGAUCCAAUCAAUGUGUUCUCUUGUACUUUAUGAAUUCUUUCUUUCGUUAAGGUGGAAAGCAACUACAAGUGACGCUGACCAUCCCUUGGAAACAUAACGUGCAGAUUGAAUAUUUGGCGCUUUCUGUAAGUGGAUUUAUCACACGUUGUCCAUAUUUUCUGCUUAUUCCCAUUUCCUAUUCAUUAGUUUUAGAUCCGGAGUGUAAAUGCUAAAGCUUUGCUUGGAGAAACAGUAAGAGUUGUAGUAUUGUCCCAACAUGAGCACUUCUGAAGGGUAUCACCUUGUGGUAGAAACAACUUUGGAGUAGAAUUCAUGGUAAUAAUACUCGUAAAAAAUGCACUUUAUUUGAGUGUCGAUGUAUUUAGGACUAGAGCACUAAUGGUGGACACUAUUCUAAUUUUUACUUCACAUUCUGGUGACAGGGCCGCCAUUUUACGUGGUCAUCCGAGCCACGCGAAGGUCUACCCGUUUGAAGGGCAAAGGGAGCACCUUCAUUUCCCAGUUAUUUUAAGACCCUGAGCGUUGGUCCGGGCCCCCCCUUCCCUCAGGAAACCUUCUCCGAUUUUUCCUGAAGGGAGGGGGGUCUGUACACAGGCUAAAUGCUUGUGGUGAUCUCAUUAAUUUUGUGUUUGCUUUUGUAGGCGUGGCCUCUUACCCCCACCAAGUAAGUUAUUAGGUCCUGUUUUUUUUAAUUAUUUAAAUAUCAACUCGGGGAAGGGGGUGAGCUGGCAAGGGCAUUCUAUUUUCUCACCUUCGCCCUAUACAUGACCGCCUUAGAUCCAAGUCAAACGUUGGAGUUCACAUGUGAUUAUAUUGCUAAUGAGCGAAAUCUAGUGUUUUCACUCAUUAACGUUUUAACUUUUGGUUCGUUGCAUAAGUUCGGCGUUUGACCCGGAUGCUAGUCCAAAAAAUCGCCAAUUCUUGGGGCCCUCCAUGCGUUUUCUCUGCGGUAAAUGGAAGUUUAAUUGUGAUUUUGCUUUUCACGGUGCUCAGUCUCCUUCGGUCAAAUUUCUUAACUGUGUCAAUCAUGUCAACUCUGUUACAGACCUCUCUGCCUGCCCCCUUCCCCCGAAUGAACUAAAUUUCCUCAUUUCUUAAUAAUCCUAAUUGAGUAAAGCUAACGUUACCGCUAUCAGUCAAGUGCAUGAAAAAUCGAGUCACGCGAGGAAAUGCAACUCGCGUGGUGUCACGCGUCAUGGUUUCUUGUGCUCGUGUUUUUGUUUCUUUUAGUCUGCGAAACACUCCAGUGUGCGGAUAGGCGAUUGAAUAUGCGUGGUACCACGUAUCGCUUUUUCUCGCGCUAGGGCGCGUUCCUCUCGUGGUCUACAGCUCAUUGUGCAUAAUUGCAUUUUUCUUGUCUAGCCGCAUCACUCAUGUUGAAGUAACAAUAGAGGCACCUUAUGAGUUCCUUCAUGAUGUUCUUUAUCCAACCAAACAACCCUUCACUAGUGGUUACAGGUAAAAUGACUUGCUCAUUCUACACUUUCGUAAAUAAGUCGACAAAGAUUGUAAAGGUUGUAGCGAUCGUAACGAUCAUAGCAGUAGUAACAACCUUAAUAAUCGUGACCAUCGUCGCAAUCGUAGCGAUCGAAGCGAUUGUAUCGCGAAAUUAUCGAUCAUAACGAUCGUAACGACAGCGAUUGCUAAGAUAGACUUAAGUCUCAUUUUAAUCCUUGUUUCUAUAUGAUUACUAGUUAGUCAUUUUGUUUAAUAGCUAAAAAUAGCUUGACCUGGCGUUUUAUAGGAAUAGAUGAUGGAUAAUAGACCUUUUUACCGAUACGGCGGCCAUAUUGAAUUAAUUCGAUUUAAGAAGUAUUAUAGGAUGCCCAGGGGGCAUGAGCACAUUUCGUUUGUAUUUUCAAGCGCUUUCUGGGACAUUUUUUCUUAAAGUUUUCUUAGAAUAAGAUUGUAAUGGGAAAAAAGAUCCCUGUGCCGUGUUUGGAUGUAAUAAUGAUCGCCUUUUUCUAGUUUAGUAUUAGAAAUAUGGUCUUACACUGUAUAUUUCUCGGCAAAAAAGGCGAUCGUUAUUACAUCCAAACCCGGCACAAGGAUCUUUUUUCCCAUCACAAUCUUAUUCUAAGAAAACUUUAAGAAAAAAUGUCCCGAAGAGCGCUCGAAAAUACAAGCAAAAUGUGCUCAUGCCCCCUGGGCAUCCUAUAAUACUCCUUAAAUCGAAUUAAUUCAAUAUGGCCGCCGUACAGGUAAAAAGGUCUAUUGUCGUUAACUGUGAAAUUGUCGUCAUGGGUUAUUCUUAGAUGUGUGUCUUUUCCCUUCCAGAACCCUGGUGGUCCGACGAUUUCGCCAAACAAUGAAAAGGUAACAAAAACAGGUUGUGUUGUGUAGUGAUUUCAACACACGUCUCAGUUAAGUUCAGAUGGGUGAAAUAGCAUAUUAUUGACCUUCAGUGAAUAAAGGGUCAGGAUGAUGUCCAGAUUUAGCCUGAGUAUCAGGCGUUUCUGGGGGAAAAGGGGAAGGAGAAAAGCGAAAAAGGGAGGGAGCGAAAGGAGAGGAACGCCUGACACAGACGCUUUUACUGGAGCCCUUUCCCGCCUCCCCUCCCCCCUCCCCCUUUUAACAUCUCCUCUCCUUUCCCCUAGCCCCUUAGGAAGGCCUGAUACUCAGGCUAGUCCAGAUUUGACAACAUUGCAGCCUACAGAUCGCCCAUUGUAAUUGUCUAUUUUAAUCACUCACGAGAAAGUAUGGUUCAAAAUCUUUUCAAAUUUCACUGCUCAUGAUAAUUUGCUUGAAUGCUCUCUUUUACAUGCAACGUGAGUUUUUUUAAUUUCUCUUUCCCUCUAAGUACGUUCUGUGCUCAUUCAGAAGUUCAGGCUAUAGAACGACACAGCAGUGCAUAUAUUGACUUGGUAUAUCGAGUAUCACCCGAAAUUUAACUCUGUUGGCUUCCACCAAACUCAAAUCAAUGGGUUGUACCGUAAAAUUCCGAAAAUAAGCCCCGGGCUUAUAGCUUUCAAAGACCCUUUUUGAGGGGCUUAUUUUUGGAGGGGCUUAUAUUCGGAGAGGCUUAUCUACGUAUGGAAACUUGCUUUUCAAAAUCGACUGGGCUAGUCUUAUAGUCAGAAGUAAAUUUACCGUUUUUGCUUUGUUUCACUUUGCAUUUGAGGGCAAUUUUCCAAGUACAAGCCCCCGGGGUGCUUAUAUUUUUUGGGGGGGGAAGCGAUUUAACGGAGGGUUUUUUGCGUUACCGGUUUGGGGGGCUUAUUUUCGGAAUUUUACGGUAUGGUCACCAAUGUCAAGAUGGCAUUUGACAUUUGCCAAUUUAAAAACGAAUGCGUCGCGCAAUUGUUUCUGGGAUUGUUACUGAGGACUCGCCAGUCAGCUAUUGGCCAAUUUUUUCGUUGCCCCUAGUAACAAUCCCAGAAGCCUUUGCAAAAGUAAACUCGUCCCGGUUUUCUCGUUUCUUAAGUGAUGAAUACAUGUUAAAGUGAAAUUAUGUUUCAGUUUGCAGAGUGCAGAUGAGAUGCUGGUCCACCUUCAGUCCUUCUCGUCCAAUUCCAGUUAUUACACCAUACCUGAAAGCACCAAGAAUGGAGUUCCGCUGUUCUAUCUUCCACCCAACUCUAAUAACCCUGUAAGUAUGAGUGCUCUUAAGGCCAGCCUGAUGAAACAAUCGACAUCUCGUGACGUCACCACUGGUUUCCUCGCAAAAUGACGUCUCAGGAACGAGCGCAGACAUUCUAUACUGAUGACGUGUCACUACUCAGAUCUGGGUACCAAUGACAAUGGUGACAACAGCGACAACGACGACAACGGUGACAACAGCAACAACAGCUACAAAAGUGACAACGGUGACAACAGCGACAACAGUGACAACAGCGACAACGAUGAAAACAGCAACAACAGUGACAACGGUGACAACAGGGACAAUAGACCUAUUCGGCUAACGCAAUGUUGUACCCAAUUCAAACCCUUUGGGAAUAAAACUUUUUGUUUCAGGAAUUUCCAUACAUUUAAAUGAGAAUGCCACAUUAUGAUGCAAAUACAAUACACAAUGAAUCUUAACCCCAGGAGAUUUGAAUUGGGUACAACAUUGAAUUAACCGAAUAGGUCUAUGGUCACAAUGGUGACAACAGCAACAGCAGCAACAACGGCGACAAAAGCAAUAACAGUGACAACGGUAUCAACAGCGACAACAGUGACAACAGCGACAACGAUGACAACAGCGACAACGGCGACAAAAGCAAUAAUAGUGACAACGGUGUCAACAGCGACAACAGUGACAACAGCGAGAACAGCAACAAUGGUGACAGCGGUGACAACAGCAACAACAGCGACCACCGUGACAACAGCAACAACAGCGACAACAGCGACAACAGUGACAACGGUGUCAACAGCGACAACAGUGACAACAGCGACAACGAUGACAACAGCGACAACGGCGACAAAAGCAAUAAUAGUGACAACGGUGUCAACAGCAACAACAGUGACAACGGUGACAACAGCAACAAUGGUGACAGCGGUGACAACAGCAACAACAGCGACCACCGUGACAACAGCAACAACAGCGACAACAGCGACAACAGUGACAACGGUGUCAACAGCGACAACAGUGACAACAGUGACAACUGUGACAACAACGACAACAGCGACAACGGUGUCAACCAUGACGACAGCGACAACAGUGACAACCGUGACAACAGCGACAACAGUGACAACAGCGAGAAAGGUGACAACCGUGACAAAAGCGACAACCGUGACAACAGCGACAACAGGAACAACAGCGACAACACCCACAACGGUGACAACACCGACAACAGUGAGAACAGUGUCAACAAUGACAAUGGUGACACCAGCGACAAUAGCGAGAAUGGUGACAAGUGUGACAACAGCGACAACGGUGACAACUGUGACAACCAUGACGACAGCGACAACAGUGACAACCGUGACAACAGCGACAACAGUGACAACAGCGAGAACGGUGACAACCGUGACAACCGUGACAACCGUGACAAAAGCGACAACCGUGACAACAGCGACAACACCGACAACAGUGACAACAGUGAGAAAAGUGUCAACAGCGACAACGGUGACAACAGCGACAAUAGCGAGAACGGUGACAACGGUGACAACUGUGACAACAGCGACAACGGUGACAACUGUGACCACCGUGACAAAGGCGACAACGGGGACAAAAGCGCCAACGGUGACAACAGCAACAACAGUGACAACGGUGACAGAAGGGACAAAAGCGACAACAGUGUCAACAGCGACAACAGUCACAACCAUAACAACAGCGACAAUGGUGACAAUCCGGACGACAGUGACAACGGUGACAAAAUCGACAACUGCCACAACGGUGACCAAGGGGAUAACCGUGACAACAGUGACAACUUUGACAACAGUGACAAUGGUGACAAUGUUGGCAACAGUGACAAGGUUGACAAUAGUGACAACGGUGACAACGGUGAGAACACUGACAACGGUGACAACAGUGACAGCGGUGACAAGAGUGACAACGUUUACAGCAGUUACAACAGUGACAACGGUGACAGCAGUGACAACGGUGACAUCGUUGACAACAGUGACAACGGUGACAACGUUGACAACACUGACAACGGUGACAACGUUACAACAGUGACAACGGUGACAACGGUGACAACAGUGACAACACUGACAACGGUGACAACGUUGACAACAGUGACAACGGUGACAAAAGUGACAACGGUGACAACAGUGACAAUGGUGACAACAGUGACAACGGUGACAGCAGUGACAACUGGGACAACGUUGACAACAGUGACAAUUGUGACAGCAGUGACAACGGUGACAACGUUGACAACAGUGACAACGGUGACAACAGUGACAACGGUGACAACGUUGACAACAGUGACAACGGUGACAACAGUGACAACGGUGACAACGGUGACAAUGGUGACAGCAGUGACAACUGUGACAAGUUGACAACAGUGACAAUGGUGACAGCAGUGACAACGGUGACAACGUUGACAACAGUGACAACGUUGACGACAGCGAUAAAGGUGACAACGGUGACAAGGUUGACAACAGUGACAACGUUGACAACAGUGACAACGGUGACAACGGUGACAAUGGUGACAGAAUUGACAACUGUGACAACGUUGACAACAGUGACAAUGGUGACAGCAGUGACAACCGUGACAACGUUGACAACAGUGACAACGUUGACAACAGCGAUAAAGGUGACAACAGUAACAACGUUGACAAAAGUGACAACGUUGACAACAGUGACAACGGUGACAACGGUGACAAUGGUGACAGAAUUGACAACUGUGACAACGUUGACAACAGUGACAAUGGUGACAGCAGUGACAACGGUGACAACGUUGACAACAGUGACAACGUUGACAACAGCGACAAAGGUGACAACCGUGACAACGUUGACAACAGUGACAUCGGUGACAACGGUGACAAGAGUGGCAACGUUUACAACAGUUACCACGGUGACAACGGUGACAACAGUGACAACGGUGACAACGGUGACAGCAGUGACAACCGAGGACAACGUUGACAACAGUAACAACGGUGAAAACAGUGACAACGGUGACAACGUUGACAACAGUGACAACGGUGACAGCGUUGACAACAUUGACAACGGUGACAACGUUACGAUAGUGACAACGGUGACAACAGUGACAAGGUUGACAACAAUGACAACGGUGACAACGUUGGCAACGGUGACAACAGUGACAACAGUGACAACGGUGACAACAGUGACAACGGUGACAACGUUGACAACAGUGACAACGGUGACAACCGUGACAACGUUGACAACAGUGACAUCGGUGACAACGGUGACAAGAGUGGCAACGUUUACAACAGUUACCACGGUGACAACGGUGACAACAGUGACAACGGUGACAACGGUGACAGCAGUGACAACCGAGGACAACGUUGACAACAGUAACAACGGUGAAAACAGUGACAACGGUGACAACGUUGACAACAGUGACAACGGUGACAGCGUUGACAACAUUGACAACGGUGACAACGUUACGAUAGUGACAACGGUGACAACAGUGACAAGGUUGACAACAAUGACAACGGUGACAACGUUGGCAACGGUGACAACAGUGACAACAGUGACAACGGUGACAACAGUGACAACGGUGACAACGUUGACAACAGUGACAACGGUGACAACAGUGACAACAUUGACAACGGUGACAACGUCAAAGCAGUGACAACGGUGACAACAGUGACAAGGUUGACAACAAUGACAACGGUGACAACGUUGACAACAGUAACAACGGUGACAACAGUGACAACGGUGACAACGUUAGGGACUUUAAGAUAGGUCACUACGGUCGCCUGGGACGGUUAGAUAGAUGUCACGUCACGCAAAAAACGCGUGACCUUUUACCGUCGUCCUUCUGGGACGGUAUGUUUUCGCCGGGUUUCUCGUCGUGAAGACAACGGUGAAACCGAUAAGAGUUCAUGCAUACUUAUUGUCACUUUUCUUCUAAAACUGAGUAGCCACUGGGUUAAUUACGCGUUGGCUUGUGUUUACAUUGAUUUACAUAUCGGUGAAAUGAAAAAAAAAGCGAAAAUGUCUGAGUUCAUUCAUAACUUAGCUCGCGGCCGCAUGGCGACUGCUUGUUCUACCCAGUGUCGUCCGCAAUGGCAGAGGAAAAUUGCCGAAAAGAAAGGUAAGGCCCAGUUCAAAUGUUCAUCUUUUCAUGUACCGAACUUAAUACCUGUUUACAUCGACCUAAAUGGUUCGAGGUUGACUCAGGCGUCGAACUUAAAGUGAAGUCGAACUCGAUUCGUUUUCAGGAUGUUCAAUGGUCUAGAAUGCUUUAAACAAGUGAAAAUAAAUUUUAGUAAUUUGUGCUUUAGUUUCGGCACAUGAGAAGUUCGACGUUUCAACUGGGCCUAACAAUGAUGAUUGUAGCCGUCUUUUUAUAACUUAAAACUGCAUUUUUUAUCAAGAAAAGAUUUCUUUAACUCAAAAGGUGUUGGCUUAGGAAAGGAAAGUUCAAAUAAAAACAUCGACUACAGUUUUGAAAACUAGCUAGCUAGCUUUAAUUUGUACCCUUAUUCUUCUGAUUGGUAUUCUUCGUAUAAAACAAGAAACUCUUCUUCAGUAAUUGAGCCUUCUGCGAAAGAAAUGACAAGCGAGUUUCGCACAUGACUUCACCGUCCUCUGUUUUGUUGUCCGAUCUUAAAUUGAAAAUUUUCGCGGCUUCUUACCGUCAUGGCCCCAGGCCGCCCGUAUACGCAUCCAACCGUCCCAGCCUACCGUUGUGACCUAUCUUAAAGUCCCUGUUGACAACAGGGACAACGGUGGCAGCGUUGCCAACACUGACAACGGUGACAACGUUACGAUAGUGACAACGGUGACAACAGUGACAACGUUGACAACAAUGACAACGGUGACAACGUUGACAACAGCGACAAUGGUGACAGCGUUGACAACAGUGACAUCGGUGACAACGGUGACAAAAGUGACAACGUUUACAACAGUUACCACGGUGACAACGGUGACAACAGUGACAACGGUGACAACGGUGACAGCAGUGACAACCGAGGACAACGUUGACAACUGUAACAACGGUGACAGCAGUGACAACGGUGACAUCGUUGACAACAGUGACAACGGUGACAGCGGUGACAACACUGAGAACGGUGACAACGUUACAACAGUUACAACGGUGACAACAGUGACAACGUUGACAACAAUGAGAACGGUGACAACGUUGACAACAGUGACAACGUUGACAACGGUGACAACAGUGACAACGGUGACAACAGUGACAACGGUGACAGCAGUGACAACUGUGACAACGUUGACAACAGUGACAAUGGUGAGAGCAGUGACAACGGGGACAUCGUUGACAACAGUGACAACCGUGACAACGUUGACAACAGUGACAACGUUGACAACAGUGACAACUUUGACAACGGUGACAACAGUGACAACGGUGACAACGUUGAUAACAUUGAUAACGGUGACAACAGUGACAACGGUGACAACAGUGAGAACGGUAAUAACGUUGACAACAGCGACAACGGUGAAAACAGUGACAACGGUGACAACGUUGACAACAGCGACAACGCUCACAACGGUGACAACGAUGACAACGGUGACAACGGUGACAACCGUAAGAAGGGUAACAACAGUGACAACAGUGACAACAGCGACAAAGGUGACGACGUUGAGAACAGCGUCAACGGUGAAAACAUUGACAACAGUGACAACGGUGACAACGUUGACAACAGUGACAACGUUGACAACAUUGACAACGGUGAGAACGUUGACAACAGCGACAACGGUGACAACUGUGACAACAGUGACAACGGUGACAACGUUGACAACAGUGACAACCGUGACAACGUUGACAACACUGAAAACGGUGACAACGUCACAACAGUGACAAUGGUGACAAUAGUGACAACGUUGACAACAGUGACAACGGUGACAACAUUGACAACGGUGAGAACGUUGACAACAGCGACAACGGUGACAACUGUGACAACAGUGACAACGGUGACAACGUUGACAACAGUGACAACCGUGACAACGUUGACAAAACUGAAAACGGUGACAACGUCACAACAGUGACAAUGGUGACAAUAGUGACAACGUUGACAACAGUGACAACGGUGACAACAUUGACAAUAGCGACAACGGUGACAACGGUGACAACGGUGACAACGUUGACAACAGUGACAACAGUGAGAACGGUGACAACGGAGACAACAGUGACAACGUUGACGACAGUGACAACGUUGAGUACAGUGACAUCGGUGACAACGUUGACAACAGCGACAACGGUGACAACGGUGACAAUGUUGACAACAGUGACAACGGUGACAAAAGUGACAAAACGGACAACAGCGAUAACACUGACAACAGCGACAACAGUGACAACAGUGGCAAGGGUGUCAACAGCUACAAGAGCGACAACGGUGACAACAGCGAUAAUAGGGACAACGGUGACAACUGUGACAACAGCGACAAUGGUGACAACCGUGACAAAAGCGACAACAGUGACAACGGUGACAGGAGUGACAACGGCGACAACGGUGAGAACAGUGUCAACAGUCACAACCGUGACAACAGCGAUGGUGACAACCUUGACAACGGUAAAAACGGGGACAACAGUGACAACGGCGAUAACAGUGACAGCAGUGACAAUGGUGACAAAAUUGACAACAGCGACAACGGUGAGAAAGCUGACAACCGUGACUACAGCGACAACAGCGACAAUAGUGACAACAGUGACAACGGUGACUACAGUGACAACGUUGAGAACGGUUACAACGUUGACAACAGUGAGAACGGUGACAAUAGUGGCAACGGGGACAACGGUGACAACAGUGACAACGGUGACAACGUUGACAACAGUGACAACGGUGACAACGUUGACAACAGUGACAACGGUGACAACGGUGACAACAGUGACAACGGUGACAACGUUGACAACAGUGACAACGGUGACAACAGUGACGACGUUGACAACGGUGACAAUGGUGACAACGGUGACAACAGUGACAGCGGUGACAACAGUGACAACGGUGACAACGUUGACAACAGUGACAACGGUGACAACAGCGACCACAGCGACAACAUUGACAACGGUGAAAACAGCGACAACGGUGACAACGGUUACAACAGUGACAACAAUGACAACAGCAACAACGGUGACAACGGUGACAAUAGUGACAACAGUGAGAACGGUGACAACGGUGACAACAGUGGCAACAGUGACAAGGUUGACAAUCGCGACAACAUUGAGAACAGCGACAACUGGGACAAUGGGUACAACAGCGACAGCCGUGACAAGAGUGUCAGCAAUGAUAUGCACUAUCCAGUUCUUGGUAGCGACGCGUCAUCAGUAUGGAAUUGCUUCGCUCGUUUCUUGGGCUUUAUUUGGCGGGAAACCAUUGGUGGGGACGCGAAAUGUCGGUCAUUUUCUUAAGCUAUAACAAGGUUUUAGGAGUUUACAAAUUAGGGGUCCGGUGUUUGAGUUGUGAUCGAACAAAGUUCAGAUGUAGUAACCGGUUUCCUUGCCCAGAAAUGCCUUUUCAGAGGCAGACAAUCGUGACAGAUUUCAUUCCUUAAUGAUAUAUCAGUUUCUAUUGCCUUGUGAUUUAAAGUUCUUUAUAUAUGAGCUAAGUAAAUUUCCAUUUUUUUUCACAGAUUUUAUCACUGCAACAUGCACGGUAGGUUUCUUUUUAAAGCAUUGUUAAUAAUAUCUUUGGCACUUGAAAAUGCCAAAGAAAAAGGUUGUGUGUCUUUGAACCGUACCAACUUUUGGUCGAUUAGUAAGAGAUGUUGCUGACUUUGUUCAACUAAGGACAGGAAACACAGCCUCCGAUAGAGAAACUGCGAGAAGUUGUGUAUAUCCGAUGAAAAAGUGUUGAGCGUUUGAUGUAGGUUUCUCAAAUGAUCAAUAAUUGGAAAAGAAAUUCCAAUUCCGAGUCAUACUCGUUGGCAGCCAUUUUUUACGGUAUUCUUUUAGUUUUUACCUUCCUUUCUUUUCUUGAAUUAUCAACGACCUUAAGAGCGAUAUAUAAUUUUCACAAGUGGGGGAAUGAUCUGCAUUGAUAAUACAGGUAAUGCGGUCUAGCAUUUACGUAACCAUUUUUGUUUCAUCUUUAGAAAAAGUUCCAAAUCACCCGAGUCUCAGUUUGCAGUGUUCUGGAAGCCAGUGCUAUCUGUUGAUACAACAGGGUGGUGAGUCAUCAAAUCACAUUCUAUUCUUUUAAAUAUGUUCAGUGUUUGAGCAAUACUCUCUUCAUAUGUGGAUAAGAAUGUUGUCGCUCUAAGGGGUUUACGCAAUGGGCCAUGCCCGAGUUACCUCAAGCCUCUGUUUCAAAGCGAGGCUGUGUGCAAAGCCAUUGCUAUGAAAACGAUUAUUUAUUCUCAUGUAAAUAAAACUCAUGUUUUCGAAAAAGGUUUUACAUGCAGCCUCGUUUGUAUAGUGAGAGUUUCUGGAACGUGAAAAUGACCUAUUGUGUUGCCUUAAAGGAAAAAGAAGGGCUCGUAAAGGUCAUUUGUCGUUUAUAUAAUUGCUUAUCGUUAUUCUAUCACUACAUGUAUCUCCGCGAGCUAGCAAGAUCAAGCAAAUGCAGUCCUCUGUUAAAAAUGACUGGAUACUGGCCCCCCUUUUUUUUGUUCUGUUUUUGUGGACAUUGAUGUCGACACUGUCCGUUAUGACGCGAGAAAAGAGCCUGCCAACUUCUACUUCUACUUCUACUAUAUUACUUCGCAAAGCCUGUACAGCAUCACGCGAAGGAUCCGUAUAUCAAGGUUGACCACAACACCGGGGUCUACGACCCCUACUCUUUACGAACAGUGUGUGGGUUCUUUAACGUCCCACAGUAUUAAUAUAGGCAAGGAUUGUGAGACGGGGCCUACGGUUUUUCGUCCUUAUCCGAGAAGACUAGAAAGUCUAACCAUUUGCAGAUGUCAUUACAAAGGCAGCACUUUCUCCUCAGUUAUUGUUAAGACUCUGAGUGUUGGUCCGGCUGGGGCUUGAACCCGCGACCUCCCGCUCAACAGACCGGUGCUCUCCCAACUGAGCUAACCAGGCGAUCCGAUCUUUUUGACGUCACUCUAAGCGAAUGGCGCACAUAUUCAUCUUAUUUUCGUUAACUACUCUGUGAAGUUACAGCGGACGUUUACUGCAAUUUCAGGCAAAGAUGGAUGCAUUGCCAUAGAAUUGGACUUGUUUUGGAUCAUGACGUGUAAGUCUGGCUUUGUUAAUAUUUCUGAAAUGAUUUUUGCUUUUGAUCUCAAAGUAACCAAUUGGUAUAUCGUGUUUAUUUUUAGUCCUCUGCCAAAGAAUCUAAAUCUGCCUAUGGAGAAUGAUCGUUCCAGCGCAAUCCAGUGCAGAGUGGCGUUAAGCUCUCUGACCUCUCUUUGCAGAAAUUGGAGUUCGUUUGUCUUGUUGGAAAACCACUCUUUCAUCAAAUUUAUCUCCAGGUACUGUGCCGUUAACAGUUAACAAACUCCAUGUUUAGGUUGGGUGCUUGAAGUAAACCUUCAAAAGUGUAGUUUAAUAUUUAGGCGCAUAAGACACGAAGAUGACUGCCCAGACUACAUAACGAAAGUAUUACCUAGAAACUCAGAUCUCAGGAGUGAUAGCAGGGCUAGCCGUUAUGGAAGGUUUGAUUUGGUAUGUCCAUUUUAUAAUAAGGAAACGGAAAGUGGGGGGGGACGUACUUUUAAAAUUCGUGGAGCUGAGCUGUGGAAUAGGAUUCCUCUUGAUAUGCGAAAGAAGGACACCGCUGGCCAGUUUAAGAAUGCUCUUAAAAAAUAUUUUUAGUCAAGCUCUUAUGGGUAUAAGAAGGACACCGCUGGCCAGUUUAAGAAUGCUCUUAAGAAUAUUUUUAACCUAGUUCUUAUGGGUAUAAUGUCUUCGCAUUUUUAAAUUCUAAUGUACAUAUCACUUUUCUCAUCUUAUAGUAUUUUUAAUUCGCCGUGUUUAUCGUAGUAGUUUUUAAUAUUCGUAAUUUAAGACUGAGUGCCACUAGUUCAUCAGUUUUCUGUCAUCUGUCUAAUGUAUGUCUUUUUAUCUUUUUAUUCUAAUGUACAUAUCACUUUUUCUUAUCUUGUAGUAUUUUUUAAAUUUUAAUUCGUCGUGUUUAUUUUGUUAUAGUUCUAAAUAUUUUAAUUACGAUUGAGGGCCAGUAGUUCAUCAGUUUUUACCGUUAUGUGCUACCCUCAUUAAAUAAAGUUGUUACUUACUUACUUACUUACUUACUUAGUCUUUUAGCAGCAACGACGGCGGCGGCGGCGGCGGCGAAAACGUCAUUCAGGAAAAGAAAUUCGUGCUUUUCAAACUUCAGCGCUCUUAUUCCAAAAAUCUGUUCUUUCAGGGGCCAAUUUGUUAAAACUUUUAUAGUUGGCUAUUAUUUUUGAGUCUGAAAGCAAUAGCUACACUUGUAGAUUGCACAUCUAAAAGUUUAAUUAAAUUGACUCCAGGAGUAAUUGAAAAAGAUUUUGUGUCCAUUCCAUAUAAGACGAAUUUAUCUGAACAUAACACCUCCACAACUGUCCUGUUCCAGGCUAUCUCCAAAAGAGCAUGUUCAGUUUAAUGGGUUUAAGCGUACUCAGACCGCGCACCUGGCCAAGUUCGCUAGGAAAUUCGGAACUAUACUGCAAACCCGUUAGUUGUAUUGUUAACUUUAGCUAACCAAAGUGCGAACCUCGAAACGAAGUUGGGUUUUUCGUCGCCAACAGCGUUCAUAAACUCAUCAUCAUCAAGUCUCAUCGCGCCCUUAGGCGCAUAAGGCCUCCACGCUGUCUGACGUACACUUUCUGUCUUGUGCAACUCCUUAGGCUGCUUCCCAGCUCUUCCACCCAGCUUUGUUUGGCUCCUAAUCGACUGUCCUUCUGCUUCCUCCGCUAAUCGCCCAGUCUUUUCAUGCAAGUCAUUGAACUUAGAUGACAGUAGUGCAAUGUCAUCUGCGAAAUCAAGGUCCUCUAGCUCUGUUGUGAAAUUCCACCUUAUCGCUCUUCUCUUGUCUGCUGUUGUCUUCCUCAUAACUCAAUGCAAGCACGGUAAGAAUGGGAAUCACGACAUCACGCACCCCUGUUUUACCCCGGACUUGAUCAUAAACCAAUCAGAUGUCACACUCCCAUCGACAACUGCGCACUCAAAGCCCACGUAUAUGCCCGCUAUCACUCUCACCAUCUUGUCUGGUAUCCCAUAAUUUCUCAUUAUAUUAUAUUUCUCUAUGUACAGAGUCAAAGGCUUUUUCAAAGUCUACAAAGUGCUCAUACAGACCCGCGCUCCACUCAUUUGCCUGCUCUUAGAUGUUUCUAAGGAUAAAUAUAUGUUCAGUUGUACUUCUCUUGGGUCGAAACCCAGCCUGCUCCUUUCGAAGUUUCUUGUCUACGCCGUUCUUGGUCCGCGUCAACAGCAUCCUACAAAAGUUGCGAAAAUAUCGCUGUUUUGCUAUCGCAAACAGCAAGGUCGCAACUUCUGAGACAAUGAACCUCGUUGGCGCCGAACUUCUGAACUUUGUUUUAGGUUUCGCGUUUUGGUUGGCUGUAUUGACAAUGUGAUUUCGGAGUUUGCAGCAUCGUUUAGAAUUUCCCACUUACCUUGGCCAGGUGGGCGACUUGAGUGUCUAAAAUUUGCUUAAAUGAGUAGCCGAGUCUCACGAUCAUGCCGCAGAACGCACAAAUCUGUACUUCAGCGGACCACCGAGUUUGUCAACAUUGUGGAGAAUUGAAGAAUUGAGCAAGGGACAUUUCAGUAAGACCCUUACAAGCGAAGUUUACAACUGUGCUCAGAAUUUGAUGCAGUAGCUUUCGAAUUUGAAUACUUCUGGGUUUGCACAGGGUUUCGAGAUAUGGUAAAUGGCGACAUUUUCAUCCUGAAAACGUUCUGUUGAUGAUCGAAUCCCCCCAGAAAACCGGAUCUCUUGAAAAGCCCAGAGAAUCCAAAAAUAAAGAAAAUAAUGUGAUUUACUGAUUUAGGACGCCGUAGAAAGUGUGAAAAGCCAGGUCACUGGCUAAGCCACUAGGAAAAGUCAGGCAAUGUUUUCACUGUAGCGAGCGACAACCCAGUUGGGAGUUACUACUUUCUUUACUUCCACCGUACACUUUCUUCAAAUAAGAUUGUCGUCCUCACUGCAUUAAUACUCUGCCAUGUUAACGAACACGGUGACCCACCAAAAUGGAGAUUCGUGUGUUCCGCGCAUGACUGUGGAAGUCGGUUAUUUUUUCAGCAACAACCCAGAAGAUGUGCCGUCUUCCUUCUGCCUUACACGAAUCACUGUGAAAGGCCCUUGUAUUGUUAUCAGAGUGGCUUUCCUUGGAGGAACGCCUGGACACAUCCGACAUGAGGUCUGUAAAGUUUUGUUAUGUUAUUUUGUAACUGCUAGUUCUUGAUGAGGUUAAUCCGGAUUGAGAUAAUCUUAGUUUGUUCACUGGUUAUCGUGUAAAGCAGUUUUCGCUGGAUUCAGUUGUCGCGAAACCAAGACCAAAGCGAUAUUUCAUGGCCAAUCAGAAAGACGAAGACAACGCAACCAACCAAUCAGAACUCGAGAAAAUUUAUAUGUGGCCGUUGGUAGCUCUCCUCGAGCGAGGGAAAAUACGGGCUAGUUGGACAUGUGUGAUGUUGUUCCACUUCUGAUUGGAUUAGAAAGUGGCACAAUAUUUUUUUGUCCUCCAUUACUUACAACGUUUUUGAUAUACUUGGUUAAAGUAACUCGAAAUAACGAGAAAGGCAUAAACUAAACAUUACGAUUUGUAUUCAUUUUACAGUCUGGAUGAAUUUUUCGCUACUGUUCUGCCGAUCAUAUUUUUUAUCAUUCACGUUUUAUUUUUCAUUUCCUUUGCACUAGAUUGUUUCAGAUCUAAAGACGAAGCUGUCCAAGAUCGAGGCACCUCUAGGAGUGAAUCUCAAACCUCAGAAACCCCCAGUCAAAGGAAAAAGCCUGCAACGCGCAGCACAGAUAUCAAACAAGAGGGCAGUGGCCGCAAAACCUUGUACCAUCAUGUUCGAUAAACCCCUGGAAAAAAUCCUUGUUCGGUAUGAAAAAAUUCCCGAGGGUAUGUUGACUCCCUUCCCGGAGAGACCGCAUUACUCUGUGUAUCCGAGCUUGACGGGAGUUUAUGCGAACAGGACAAAUGAGAAUCACAUGAAGGUGCUGUGUCACUAUCUUCACCAUCAUCGAUGGAUAUGGACCACGCAAGAGGAAGGAUCGCCGGCAGUGCCUGCUGAGGACGUAGCGAGGGUACUGUCAACUCUUACAAAGUAAGGGCAGAUUCAAUUGUUGAUUCGCAGUUGGACUCAUUAAGUAUGCACAUUCACAUGGAGGGGGGGGUGAGGACAAGAGACAAGGGGAGAGCACUUGUUUCCCCCCACACACACACACCACCCAUCAAUGUUGCCUGUCUUCAAAUCCCAUUAUUUCUAAACUUUGUGACGAAAACAAAUUUAUUAUUUCCAUAGGUGGGUCGAAUUUGCUCUUGUUUCUCGUCCUUACUUUGGGAGAAUUUUCUCUGAGAACUCCGGUUCUCCCCUCUCCUCAAAGCCGACAUUUCCUAACUCAAAAUCGAUCUGGGCACGCACGAACAUUUUUAAUUGCUUUCUUCGGGGCUCCUAGGUGUUUUUGUGGGCAAGCAAAUUUCGCUAACAGCGUAUAUAUUUUGAACCUCAAAGAGUCUUUUUUGGGGCUAUUCUCGUUCAAGGAGUUAUUGACGGUUUUUUCUCCAAUCGCGAAGCGUAAAUCGCUGUUGAAAAUUGACAUAUAUCGGCUGACUGAAGCCGAAUAUAUACAUCGGUUAUCACUCUUUGUUCGAAAGUUGAAUAGUGCCAUGGACGGGAUAAGCACCAGGAACUAAUUGCGUUAUGUACUGGUAAAGAUUAAUCCAUUGCUUAGUUUAAAUUUUUGGUGCUGCAAGUUUAAUAAUUUAUUUUCAAAUUCGUAUUCUAGGUUACGACUUCAGGAGGGGUACAACUUUGUGAACAACAACGCAGGAAUUAUUACGAUGGCGAAAGAACUCAUUAUGAAGGUAGGAAGAAUUGGUAAAAAUCGUUUAGCAUGACACGAUCUUUGCGUGCGAUGUUAUGUAAUAUUUAGAACACUAACACGUUUCACGAACACGUUUUAUCACGUUUCAGAAUUUGAGCGCGAAACGCGAGAAUUUUUGACUUGACAGUUACAUGUUAACUGGAUUAUCCAAGUCUUUCGGAUCUACUGAAUGUAACAGUGUCUAGUUAAACAUUAAAAGAUGGGAAAGGCUUGUUUUCGUAUUGCACAAGUGCGCGUUAUGGAAUUCGAGGUAUAAAGUGGACAGAAACUCCAUAAGCUUCUUUUAUAAGGUCUAACAACUCUUUCCACUCCAGGAGUGAAAGUAUGCCUAUUAAUAUUUUGUAUGUUGAUAACAAUUGUAUUUCUGGGCUUGAAAAACAACUUGAGUUCUAACUUACCGUUUGGACAAGUAACGCUCAGAUUUUCCUUGUCUCAGAUAGCUGCAUAGGAUACUUUAGAAACGAGACGAAGUGGAGAAUGGUUGUCUUUACUUUUAGUUACAAUGGACUUGCCUGGGUCCUUGCCCAAUGAGCAAAAGAGUAUGAAACAAUACUUGCCUGGAAGGAAAAACUCCUUAUUCCAAUCUAUGGGAAUUACUUUUGUCUUUUUCGAGCCCUGUAUAUGUGAGAAUCAAGAAGCUUUGACGGCCUAGUAAAGUCAGUUGUUGUUUUUUUCUAUUCGGCCAAUAGGACCACACGAAAGAAGAUGACCAGUUUUACUCCUGUAUCAUUCAGUACGUGCUGUUCCCUCCGUAUCUUCAGCCAUCCGAAGCUGGUCGAGGAGAAGAAGCAAUAGCUGACUGGACAUUAGAAGGAAAGCCAGCCUUGGGGAAUACGGGGCAAAAGUUCAACAUGGUGACAGAGGUCUGGGCCGAGCCUCAGUUUGGGGUACUCACUGAUUUGCCUUCAGAGCUGAAAUAUCUAGAUGGACUGAAAUAUAACGAGGUUCCAGAUGCGGUAUGUUGAUAAGGAUGAUCGGACGUUACCAUUCAAAUGAAACUUCUUGGGCAGUAGUUUCACAUGGUACUAUUUAUUUAGUAUGUAGUUCUACCGUAUUGUUCCGAAAUUAAGGACCCUCGUUACUUUCGGAUUUAGCAUCCCUCUGCUAUUGUUACUCUCGGAGGCUCGCUACUUUCUGGGGGUCGUUACUUUCGGAUGGCUGAAACGUGUACUCUACAUGGGCACUUCAGAAAAUAAAGUCGCAAAAAAGGUGAAAGAAAUACUUUUGAGAAACGGUAAUGUAUAUCCUAAACUUUAAUAGUUAUCAAUAGGAAUGUCAAAUAAUAGCUAUUAAUAAACCUCGGAUCAGUGUGGUAUUUGUUCAGAAUAUCAAUCAUAUCCGUUAUUUUUUUGCAAAAAGGAAAACUAGUUUUGAGGUCUCUACUUUCGGAGGGUCGUUAUUUUCGGGGGGAUCUCUACUGUCUGGUAACACCUGUGACGUUUUAUCGCUACUUUUGAGGGGUCGUUACUUUCGGAACUUUACGGACUUUUGAAUUUGUGAAUGAAGUCCUAUGGUGUUACCAUUCAAAUGAAACCUCUUCAGCAGUACUUUCACAUGGUACUAUUUAUUUAGUAUGUAGUUCUAACUUUUGAGUCUGUGAACGAAAUCCUAUGGUGGAAGCAUUCAAAUGAAACCUCUUCAGCAGUACUUUCACAUGGUGCUAUUUAUUUAGUACGUAGUUCUAACUUUUGAGUCUGUGAAUGAAAUCCUAUCGUAUUACCAUUCAAAUGAAACCUCUUUAGCAGUACUUUCACAUGGUACUAUUUAUUUAGUAUGUAGUUCUAACUUUCGAGUCUGUGAAUAAAAUCCUAUGGUAUUACCAUUCAAAUGAAACCUCCUCAGUCGUAUUUUCACAUGGUACUAUUUAUUUAGUAUGUAGUUCUAACUUUUGAGUCUGUGGAUGAAAUCCUAUGGUAUUACCAUUCAAAUGAAACCUCCUCAGUCGUAUUUUCACAUGGUACUAUUUAUUUAGUAUGUAGUUCUAACUUUUGAGUCUGUGGAUGAAAUCCUAUGGUAUUACCAUUCAAAUGAAACCUCCUCAGUAGUACUUUCACAUGGUACUAUUUAUUUAGUAUGUAGUUCUAACUUUUGAGUCUGUGGAUGAAAUCCUAUGGUGUAAUCAUUCAAAUGAAACCUCUUUGGCAGUACUUUCACAUGGUACUAUUUAUUUAGUAUGUAGUUCUAAUUUGUGAGUCUGUGGAUGAAAUCCUAUGGUGUUACCAUUCAAAUGAAACCUCUUUGGCAGUACUUUUCAGUACUUUCGUUUUUUCAGCCUUUUACAAAACGGAAUUUAGUAGCGUUUUCAAAGUUGACAUUGGCCAUCUCUGUGAGAGAAAGAGUUGAUGCCUUUUCUUUUCUUCUGAACAGAUUUUUCAAGUGGAUUUAAAACACGUCUCAGCGCUGCUUACUUAUGAUCAUCUGUGGGCCAUGAGUGACGACAAGACUGUCACCACUCCUCAGAGGAUUGUCAAGACGUCGAAAGUGGAGCCCUCAUUAAUCCACAGUAACUGGGUCGUAGAGCAACUGCCCUUUCCCUUUGAUGUCAUUGGUCUACUACCAAAGUCUCGACAAGUUGAGAUGGUGUUUUCAUCCCUCAUUGAGACAUUACCACAAGGUAGAUAAAUACGCAACCCAUGUCUGUGAUAACUUUCGGGAUACUUUCUAGAACAUAAAAUAAUUGUUACCAGGUGGAACUUUGUCUGAGACUGCACGGGCAGAAUUCUUUAACCCCAAAAAAGGUCUUUUAUGAGACUUAGACCUUACAUUUCGCACUCCUUUCUAACGGCAUAUUGUGUUCUUGAAAAUUAAGUUUUCCGCUAUGAGGCGUGCUUAUAGGCCAAAGAAACUCUAUAUAAGCUAUCUUUCGACAAACCGGGGUUAAUUUUCUAAUGCUUGUUGCGCCUAAUUGUUCCGAUAUGUUCGCCAAUGUGGAGUGUUUCCUGGAUUUGCUUACCUCCGUCGAUGUUAAACUUAAAGUCACAUCGAUAGUGCAUCUUUAUCAGGAAGUUUAGGAGAUAAAGGGCUGUUCAGUUCUGCAAAUAUACUCCAAAUAGCAGAUGCCGUCUGUCGAGUUGUCUUCUUGCUGUUCUUGUUAUGUUUUUAGACAAUAGUUUGCCGUGAAACGAUUACAAUGUUCCGCCAUUACUCACUUCGAAAGCAACUCAACUGGUCAACAGUAGCUGGUUAUGAUGAAUUAUGCGUGAGAUUUUAGCCAAUCAGAAACGGAGGAAUAUUUUGUAUGAAUGAUAACGUCAUUUGGUGUUCGCACUCGUUCGCAACACCAAGAAACUAUCAUUUGUUCAUCAGCCGCUAAAUAACGCAGCACGUGAUACCAAAAAGACGCCAGCAUUCGGUCGAAUUAACAUGUCGUGCAAAACAGCAUUUGUUUGGACCAUUAAAUGUAGAGACUUGCAACAUGGUCUGCCAUUCGUGUCCUAAAAUUUGUGCGGUGGUGAAUUUUGUGAGAUCGUUUUAGUGGUGAAAGAAAAUGAUGAAAAUGCAACUCUCUGGUCUAAAGUCACUGACGAGUGUUGGCGCUGUGACGAAUGGUGUGACGGUGACGAGUCGUGCGACUGUGACUUUGUUUUAUGUUUUUUUCCUCAGCUGCAGCUGAUAGCAGUGACUCGCCUAAUGAAAACCUUUUCAAACUCCUCCUUGAAAACAUGGAGCGAUUGAAUGAUCGCGAAAUCACCCUCACUGAGGCAGAUUGGCAACGAUUCACGCAGCACGUUCAAAGCAGGAGAAGAAAUGGCGUGCCGUUACCAUUCCCAGAAGAGAUCUGUCAAGUGGAAGAUCCUGGUCGAUCCACUGGUCGAUCCACAGUGGCUGACAUUCUUGGAGCAGAUAAAAAGUCAAGGCAAAAGAGCGCCUUGUCGAUGAAGUGGAGGUGUUUUAUUCGUGCUGUGGCUGGUCUUGGUUGCGGUCGCAUCAUUUUAACGUUUCUUCCAGCGAGCUUAAAGCACGUACAGCUUAUGGGCAAGAAGGGACGCAGCAGAAGUUCAAGUUUCGGUAGCGGUGCCAAAACUCCAGAUCAAAGUGCCAAAAAGAACAUAGAAGCGCAAAAGCAGGGCCCUUUGAUGACCCAGGGCUCUUUAGAAGGUUCGCUGGAAAGUCAUUAUUAGGGUACUUUUAAUUAAACCAAGAGUGCCUUUUUGUUAUUGUAAGUAUCGUUAUUAUAAACUUAAUUGGGUUGUCAGGAGUGUCCAGAUCUUGAAAAGGCAGCUCCAAUAGGCCAUUUGCACGAUGGCUUCAUUGUAUUGUAUUGUACGUCAUUGCGUUGUUGUAUUUCCCUACGUUAUUUUUUAUUGCUAAUUUGGCCUUGUUUUUCAUUAUGGCCUAACCUUCUUUGCUCUUUGCAGAUAAGAGCUUGACUCCAACACCCACAGUGGAAAGAGACGAAAGCACUUUUGCUUUCUCCCCGCAACCUGACAGUUCAAGCGUUAAAGCUCAGGAGACGAAAGCAGAGCUUUCAGUGAAUAGUGAUGAUGAGAAGAAAUGUGUCACAUUUGAAGAGAAAACCACGGCCAUCAACGAGGAGCCGGUAUUUCAUGAUCGCUGCGCAAGUGAAGAUAGUGACACUUUCAGUUUCAAUAUCCCCAUUUAUUGUUAUGACUGCCCCUUAUCAGCCCUGAUAUCGGUACCUGACAACAAGUCUGUUGUGGAAUCAUCACCAGAAGAAGCGAAAAGACGGGAAGAUAUCUUUCAAGAUUUUACUCAAUUUGCAGCCAGCAUCUUCGUCGACCCGUUUAACGUGGAUGAGGUCCCUAGGUCUUUAGAAGGUCGAACAAAAGGACGGUUUGGCGCCUCUAAAGACUUGCUCCUUCACUCUAAUGCGGUUCAUGAUCUGUUCUGCCGAAGUUUUGUGUCAUCGACAUUUACCAGUUUACAGCAUGGACAACAACUGAACAUGCGUGACGUCCAAUCAGCGGUUGAUGCGUGCGAGGAAAACUUCCUUGAAGUAGACAUCACAGAGUUUAUCCAUACCCUGUGUGGGCAUUACGUCAAGAAAAUGGCGAAUAGAAAAGCUGCCAGGGACGCUCAAACGAGCGAGAAGCUUCAGUCGGUUCCAAUUUCCUUGCCUCCAGCCAGUAAUGGAGAACGUGUUAAGAUUUUGAAGGAUAGCUUAUUAGGAGAGUGCGAGUCUGUACCCGGGCUUCACAAGUCCAUCACAGCUAAGUUUAUGUCAGUACUUGGACGAUACUUCAAAGCUGUUCCUCCGAGCGGAGAAUACUUCUUUUACUGCCCUCAACAGUCUGAAGGGCCUAGAAAGGUAGGCGCCGAUCCAAGUGUGAAAUCUUCUUAAUAAGGGGUUAAGCAACAAUGAUAGCGCGCGGCGGCAACGAGAACAGUAAAAAGCAAAACGGUUUGGUGUGACAUUAUGUUAGGCUUCAAUUCUUUUUCAAGACUUUGUUUUCCCGCGUAACUCCAUCAUUAUAAACGUCCGCAAACUCCGCUGUGGUAGUUGGUCGUCUAGACAGAAGAUCCUAUACCUCGUCCUCCAUUGGUGGAAAAAUCUAGUCUGCUCUUUUUGGCUAAGAAUUUUUUGGCGCAAAAGAGGAGUCUAUAAAUAGCCUAACAGUGUGGCACCCCUGUGACCCCGCCCUUUAUAUUUAGAUGAUGGGCUUCAAGCGCAGUGUUAGCCAUUUUGAGUUUGUGCGUGGGAUCGGGUCGGUGUUGUGACGAAUUGCACCAUGGGACUGGUUUGGAGAUUCCAUUGCUUCUUUUAUUGGCUAUUACAAGGUUGCACAGGAACCUGGGUCAAAAUUGCCCCGCCCCCCCGAAACAAUCCCAUAGUGCACUUCGAUACAACACUGAGCCAGCUUACUGCUCAACCUCAAAAUGGCUAAUAGAGACCUUCAAAAACAAGUAGUGCACGCGUGCACCAGCGUCAUUUUGGCGGGAAAACAUGGUAGCUGUGGUCAUUCUUUUACUAGUUUUAGCGAGAAUGUCGUAGUGGCGAAAACAAGUUAUCAAAUGUUAGAACUUUUAUCAUUUUGUGGGCAGGAGAGGGCCUAAAAAGACUGUGUCAACCUUUCGGCUGAAAAAUUACAAUGAAGCGUUUAAGGGUGUCCUUUUUUUAGAAUACUCGAAAAAAAACCUUUAAGUCAAUUCUCAUCCCCGUAGUUGCUCUUGUACUCUAAUCUAAAGGUCUCUGUGAAUGGUUUGAACCCAGGAGUCAUUUUAUAAAUAGGUUUAGGAUAAUCAUACGGGGGAUUGUAGUCCUGAAUAGGACUGUUGUUGACGGUGACUGACAGUUCGUAGUCAUCUUCAAAGUCAAAGUGAGUUGUAUCUUAAUAACAGUACAAACGACUUAUUGACGGACUCAAGCAAAACUAACUACGAAGGAAUGUCUGGACAUCCAUCAAUUUGACUAACAAACGACUGUUUAACAGUGACAAUAGACGGAUCGAAACGCACCAAUGACAUUACGAGUCUUCAUAGCCAAUAAUAUCACGGCUUAACUGAUAGACGACCAAUAACAUCGCAACUCAAGUGACCAAUCAGAUCAACAACCAGAGUUUAAUAUCAUCAACUGACGUGACACAACUCACUUUAACUCUGAAGAUGAUUGCCGCAGAGGUUGUUGAAACGUCAGUCAGUCCUAUUCAGGACUACAUUCACCCGAACAAUCAUGCUUAACCUACUUUUAAAGGUCUCUAUUAGUAUUCUGAGUGUGAGUCCAGCACUUAACCAAAUUGUUUUUGCUUGUUUAGUCUAUCGCAGAAUCAUUUUCCGACUUUACUGACGUAGUCACCGAAGAUGAUUCUCAGGGCCAGGACAGUGAUAUUGGUUCAGAUACCUUUGAGGAUGUAGGUACUGGGAUCCUGAUAGACCAUGAUGGUGUGUUUCAUGACAUGGAUGAUGAUUCCUCUGAUUUCGAAAGUGAAGGAAGUAUCAGAGAAUCCGAAGGUUAGUGAUUUAACGUUUUGUAAUUGUCCAGUUUCCAAUUCAUCGCGGCCGCUGGAUAAAAGCGCCAAAGACUCAUUUGUACAGGGAUAGCCUCGACCACAAAUACAGGCGAGAUUUUGAGUUUAAAACAAUGGACACAGUUGUAUACAAGUGACUGACAGGUUGACUGGAAUUUGUUAAUAUAUUUACCUGAUGUUAAGGCUAACCCUGUAUUAGUGAGUCUUCGGUUCUUCUAUUCAGCGGCCGCGACGAAUUCGAAACUGGACUAUUGAACGCGGCAGCGUUGUCAUAGGAGCACCAGCAUUUUACUGAGCAAGGAUUAGCAAAGUUGGUAAGGGCGGAGCCUUCAAUACAGGAGACCAAGGUGUGAAUUAAAUCCCUGUUUUUUUUUUUUACUUUUCCGUGUAGAAGACGCGCUGAGAGGUCGUCAAAAUAAGGGUACCGUUGGCCUCAGGCCCCGAGGGGCUCCAUGAUUACGGAUGUUGCCUGUAGGGCGCAGUUACUUUAUUGGUGUUAAAUGGGGAAAAUGCAGUUGAAUGUGCCUUUGGUGGGUAAAUCUUAAUCCACUGAAUAACGCAAUUGCUCUCCCUUAUCCACUGGAGAAGAAUGCACUAUCAUCUGUAAUAACAGGGCUCGAGCGCGCGAAAACUAGUAUGAUUUGAUUUAGCAUAGACUAAUUUAAUUUCCAUGUUUUUUUAUUUUCACAUUAUUGUCUUUGUUAUAAAGGGGAAGCCGAAGAUGAGGAACAUUCCAAAUCGCCCUUGUUUUUAAUGCUGACAUGUUCGCUGAGAGACAAGAGCAGCCACACACAGCCCAUGACUCCUGUUUCUAUCAACAUGCUACCUGUGUGUUUAGGUAAUGAUUAUAGCGGAUUUCAGCUCAAGCAUUGACUUUCUAUCUUAGGCCCCGUCCACACGAAUCCGGAUAUCUUUGAAACUGUAUAUUUGUUUUCACCCGUAUUCAUGUGGACGGGUCUUCGGACCACUGUGAAGAGAGGUUUUACAAAGAUGGGGUUUCGGUGAGCGAGUUCACUGUUUUCGCGUGGACGGAAGGCGGAUCCAGGGGAGGGGCCCGGAAGACCUGCCCCCCCCCUUAUUUGUAGACCAAAUUGAGCCCUGAAGGGCUAAAAAACAAUUUUUGGAGACCGGGCCUCCCCUUACCUCGGGGGCUGGAUGACCGCUCCCCCCCCUCCUCUUUCCUGGAUCCGCCUCUGUAAUGUGCAUUUUUGUUGUUUACUUCUCAACUUCAUUGCUUUCAAACGACCAUUUAAUUCGCAACACUGACUAAAAUGGUUAAAAAGUGGCUAAGCAAUUAAGUGACACACACUUUGAACGGUAUGAUAAGUUUUGAGUUGGCGACCGACAUGACGAAGUCGUGUGAUUACAUUUUUGAUCCUCUUUCCCAUAGGAGAAAUCAUCCGGAAGUGUGAAGACGAUGAAGAAUUCUUGGAUCCUUUCAGUUCCUCGGUUCGCAUAACCCUUGAUCUCAUCUGCCUGACACUGUCUCCCGAACAGGAUUACUCCGUGCUCAAGUCCUCAGCCCGAAGCGCCCCCUCUCGCUCCAAUUCCUUCUCAAGCACUAGUUCUCCCGUGUCACUCUCCCCUCUGGAUAAACGAUCUGGUUUGUUUGAAUUCAGGCGGCAAGAUUCAAAAGCCACCUCUCAUGACAUUGACGGGUAAGGGAAGAAGAAAGAGCAUACUAAGGCAGUUUAUCUUGAACAAGCGUAAUUUAUAAAUGUAGCUUCUUGAUGAUACGCACGGGUACCGUAAAAUUCCGAAAAUAAGCCCCGGGGCUUAUAUUUUUCAAAGGCCCUUUUUGAGGGGCUUAUUUUUGGAGGGGCUUAUUUACGGACAGAAAUUUGCGUUUCAAAAUCGAUUAGACUAGCCUUAUAGUUGGAAGUAGAUUUACCGUUUUUGCUUUGUUUUACUUUGUAUUUGAGGGCAAUUUUCCAAGUACAAGCCCCUGGGGGCUUAUAUUUGGAGGGGCGAUUUAAAGGAGGGUUUUUUGCGUUACCGGUUUGGGGGGCUUAUAUUUGGAGGGGCUUAUUUUCGGAAUUUUACGGUAUUCUACGGAUUUCGUUGUAUUAAAAGUUCCAGCAAAGGUUAGAUGUCCCCACAUCUUAUUUACUUAAACAUCAAAUAAGGGAUUUAUUAUUCCAUUUCAACGUCCCGCCCUUAGUUGCUUCAAUUACCCUCGGCAAAAAAAUUGUCGAACCAGUUAUCUAAAGUGCAAUGGCUAAUGUAUGAGUGCAAUAACACUGUCAUUUAUUGUGGAAAGAUUGAACCCAGGAGUUAUUUCAUUAGUAGCUUGAGCAGGAUUGUCACGGUGAACGUAAUUCCGAAUAGGGUUGUUGUUGACAGUGACUGGCGUUUCAACAACCUGUGCUGUAGCCAUCUUCAGAGUCAGAGUGAGUUGUAUCAAGUCAGUUGAUGGUAUUUAACUCUGGUUGUUGAUCUGAUUGGUCAAUUGGGUUGCGAUGUUAUUGGUCGUCUGUCAGUUCAGCCGUGAUGCUAUUGGCUAUAAGGACUCGUAAUGUCAUUGGUGCGUUUCGAUCCGUCUGUUAUCACAGUUAAACAGUCGUCUAUUUUUGGUCAAAUUGUUGGUUGUCCAGAUAUUCCCUCGUAGCUAGUUUUGCUUGAGUCCGUCAAUAAGUCGUUUGUACUGUUAUUUAUUUCCAGAAUCGAAAGCAUGGAUCCCCUUCACGGUCUGGUCCAUUCGCAGCGCCAAGCUGUAAACCUCACAUGUGAUACAAUUCGCUGGCUUCUCCAGGAUGAGAUAGUCUCUGAGCUCCGUCACAUCGGCCCUGUGAACAGUACAAUGCUGGAGAAAGUCGAGAACCAUGUUAAGCAGAGUAGUGAAGAUCAUCCAUCCUGCAUUUCGCGUCAUGUGCGUCUACAGUUUGUCUACGGUGCUGAGCAAAGCUUGGAGCUGUUUGUUAAAGAAUUUGAGAGAAUCAACUUGCCGGAAUACUCCAUAAAUAAAGUGGAAAAGCACUACUAUUUGACUAGGUAAGCGAUCACUUUGCAGGAAUGUCGAACUGGUUGCGGUCGUUCAAAAGCUAGAGAGCGCCAUUGGGUAUGUAUUAGGAAAUCAGUUGCGCUAUUCAGUGGAAAAUGAUUUAUCCCGUGAAGUGUACUAUCCACUUUUUUAACAACUUGUGCGUGAUAUUUACUUAAAAACACUUCAAUCGCCCUAUCCAACAAUUCUUUCAUUUCUGUGUCGUUAGCUUUGUCGACAGAGAGGUUGCCUUUGCUUCGCCAAGGGCACCUGAAGAAGACUCUAGCGAAGCUAAGAGAGAGGAGCAGAAAGCAGUCGAUCAAGGAGAUUGUGGAUGCGAUUCAACGACUCUAACGCCUGAAUCAGCCAGUUACAGCCUCGAGGAAACCCAGCAACCUUCAGUCGAUGUGAGCGUGAAUGUCGAAACAGGAGAAGAAGAGAGCGCAGUCAGUUCUGAGCCCUUCGCCGCAACAAGUAAUGAUCUGUUAGCUAUUUACUCAGACGAACAAACUGAAACGGCGCAGAAAGAAGAGUGUAGUGACUCCGAAACUUCCAUGGAACUUCCGGUGGUCACGAUAUCUGAUGAAGGGCCCGGAAAGACUAGAGAUGGUGAAACCACCCUGGCCUCCAAACACCCACUUCUCGGUGACAUAGGUAAACAGGAACCUCUACAAGUGGAACCAAGCACGCCUGAAAAAGACACCUCUUUUACGUCGUCAGCGAAUAGCACACCCCUAGGGAAGCUGGUAAUUCCCUCUUUAGAGGAAAGCAAUGCGGAAUCCAUUGGUAUUGGGGGAGAAGAUGUGGUUGAGGAUAGCGGCACCCCUAGCCCUCGUACACCGCGUCAAGAAGAUCAGAGUUGCUUAUUGGCUGAAGAGUACUUACCGUUUUGGGUGGUGAUGAGGAUAUUUGAUGAUGAAGUGACUAUCUUCUUUCAUCAAAGGUACUGGAAACUGAACGUCAAAAAGAAAACAACAAGCUAAACAGAAUACACUAUAACAAUAGUCAUUCGUAAAUGGGCACGUUGUAUUUGGUCCACAGAUCCAAAAGAUUGAACUACUUUCAUCAACAUAGACCACGAGUAGUCCCACAUUUUCUACAUGGAUAGUAGAGCGAACGAAAUAUGGGUGCAAGCGUGAAAAUCGCCAACCAAGUGUCACCUUCCUCGUGGUGGCUACCUGUAAUGUCUUGCGCACUCGCGUGUUUGAGAGCGUAAAAACCGCCCCCUGCGCUUCACCUUCCUCUGGGUAGCUACCUGUAAUCUCCUGCUCGCUCGCGUGUUUCGCAGGCUGUGCUAUGCCAGAGGAAAAUGGCGGAUCACUCGUAGUCCAUCAGCAUUACAGGUGAAACCUGUAAUGAGGUCGCGGGUGAACGUGGGUCGGCGUCGUGUUUAAUUGCACCACAAAGUAGGUCCUUCGCAGCUAGUCCUUUGCGUGGUGCAAAACCACCAUGCUGGAGGACGCACUGUGACAAGAAAAACGAAAGAAAUUGCCGUUUUGAAUAAUGUACGCCUUUUGUUUGUCUUCUCCUAGUGCUUCUCUUGCUCUCAAGUAUGGCAGGUUUGUACCACGUGAAGGGCUAUCCGCAAAGGGCCAAUUGCACAGGAAACUUGGGCAAAAUUUUCCCCAAGGCCGGGUUGUUGAAAGCUGGGUUAAGAUAACCCAGGGGUUAGUGUGAAAUUUGAAUUCAGAUAAGAAAGCUUAAGCAAUAAAUUCGAUUGAAUUCUCUCUCGUUGAUGCUCUUAGAAAUAACAAAGAAAAUUAUCUGAGAAAAUGCUUUUGAAUAAAAGAAAAAGAAACCCGGGUUAAAUUUAACCAUUGGUUAAGCGCCAAUCGGCCUUCGAACAAAUGGGCCUAGAACAUUCCCACUGUUCGCUUUAACAGCCAGCGUUUUGAUUAAUGUCACCGCACGAUUGGCCAAUGGGUGCUGCCCUGGCAGUAUAUUUCCGUUGAAUAGUUACACUUAAGGAUUUCAGUGAAAAAUAAUAGCAGCCAUUAAGUAGUAGUUCGUGACAAAGUGAGCUGUAUAUUUAUAUGGAUAUGGCACGAUUUUUAAAUGUAGAGAGCCUGAUGAUUCUAGAGCGUUCUGUGCCACGAGAGCUACAGGUUUGGUGGAGAUGGUGAUCAACGCAAUUCACGAAAAGUGCCGCAUUGUUAACCAGGUAAGUGGAUUGGAAACUACCGUUCCCUGCAGCCGAAUACAUUUAACGAUGCCUGCGAACUGUGAUUACAGUUUGUCUAUUUUGGGGCUGAAGCAUCUGAGUUUUGUACCUUCUCCUAGAAUUAGCUAACCAGUAAAUAAACCGAAUGACUUAACAAUUUUACACAAGUAACGAGGAGAGACUAUUAAAUGCCCCCUUUAAAAGGAACUUUCUUCAGUGGCUAUUGUUUUGGAUUUUCCGUAAAGGAACCUGACGAAUUGGUGAUUUCAACCAAGAACAUACUCGUUUAACUCCAGACGUUAGCAGUUUCGUCUCACGUUAGGUUUUAAAGCAACUCGCCCCAGAACUGUUCCUUGUGGUUUUUCUGGUUUGGCAUGAUCUUUGUAUAGUGUCAUUUUGUCUUAGAGAAAGGUCCUUUGCGCACUAGCUUGCUAACUGAUCUAUUCUUUGGUUUGUUUGUUUUUUUUAGCGCAUGUUGUUACAGGAAUUGUAUGAAACCAAGGUGUGCAAUUCAAUGUUGUUUCCUGAAUCAGAUGAAGAUAUCUGGAAACACGAAGAACUAACGAUGUCAGUGUCGCCCCUGGGAGUGCAUAUCACCAAAGGAGAUAGCAAAGGUAGCUAACAUUGGACAAACAUUGGGUUCAUAUGGGGCUUUCAUCGGGCCUAGGUGUAUGACAAGCGUAUAUAGCUGAGCGGGUAAAUAGUGCCACUUCUGGCCAUGGGAUUGCACGGAUAGACAGCAAACGUGAGAAAACACAUAAGGUAUAUUGGACAAAUGUCGGGCAAACUUAGAAGGGUAUUGAUCAGCCUUUGGGUGCAGUAUUCAAUGAGAACGCCUUAGUGAUAGAAAAGAGGGAUGAAUUUGGAAAAUGUGCUUGCCCUUGUGGAAUUUAGAUUUUUUGGAGUUAUGUCGCUUUAGAUUUGAGGACGAUGACGACAUUUACAGUGUUCUUGCCUAUUUUCCGGAAAGCUUCAUUGUAUAUACCUUUUUCACCCCAAUAGUUAGCACGCUUAUUUCCGUUUAAGGAGGUAAAGCCUUCUUCCGAUCGCUAAAAUUAAAGAUAAACCUACUAACUUUUAAUAACUUGUUUUCGCCAGUACGACAUUCUCGCGAAAACUCGUAGUAGACUGACGACGGCUACCACAUUUUCCCGCCAAAAUGACGCUAGUUCGCGCGCGCACUAUUUAGUAUUGGGAAUAUCUCGUUCUCGUAGUCGUCCUCGUCUUAGACUGUAAAGCUCUAUAUGUUUAUCAAAUGGUGUUUCUUUAGGCCGUGUUACCACCAGAUUCGUUCAAGUGCAGUUUCUUUUUCAACCCGGACACUUUGGCUGUAACAGUGUCUGGUACACUCAUCUACCAGUCCAUCAGAGACUAAUGGAUACUCCGGGACGGACCGGGAUCUCUCGAGGGUUCAAGGCCGUGAAGAGCGUGCUGGACAGGUUUGGAGUGAGCAACAGAAAGGACAUGUUUGUGUACAAAGAUAGUGAUGGAGCCGUGUUCUACUUCAGGUGAGUAUUCUGCUUUAGCAAGGCGGCUUUUAAGUUGUGGAUUCUUUGCCAUAUGGUCUCCCAGCCUGCGUGUAAGCGUCUCUUAUUUUCUUUAGGGAGCUUUAGCAUUGACGACGGCAACUGCAGCGAAAACGUCAGCUUUAAAACGAAUUCCCGUUUUUUCAAUCUUUGUCGCGUUUAUUCCAAUUUGCUGAAAAUGGCAAGUGUAGGCGAAUUUCCCUGGAGUUGAUUUCUUGAGGACCGCACUCAAGUUUAGAGAGAGAAAAAGAGAUUCGUGGUCGCUUGUUUACGUCCUUCAUAAAACUUGCAAUUAGGCAUUUUCACGUCGUAGUCGCGCAAGGACGGUAAAGAAAUGUACAAAAAAGCGUGAUGCACGUUUUUGCGUAAAAAACCUAUUGCUUUUUUGACGUCCUCUUUGCCGUCACCGUCGUCGUUGCUAAAGCUCCCUUUUAUUCAACGAAGGAGACGUCUUCACGCGGACUUAUGGCUGCCUCAGCAUCAUUUCCUUCGCGCCAGGAGGCACUUAACCAUGUCCAUCUUUCUCUAUCUUACUAUAUUUCUAUACCGUAAACUUCCGCUUAUAAUCUCUGGGCUUAUACGUUUUAGGAGGGCUUAAAAAGCGGACUGAAAAAAUCGUUUCAAAACAAGCUGCGUAGCAGUGCUGAUCAAAAUCCUUUCUGAAUUUAAACUUCAAAACGUCGUAAAAAAUCGCAUUCAUUUCAAUACAAGCUAGAGGGCGCUUUUAUCCAUAGUUAUUUUAGUAUUAGUAGUAGUAUUUAUUGCCUGAUGUAUUUUCCGUGUAUAAAUAAUAAAGAUGAAUGAUGAUGAUGAUGAUGAUGAUGAUGAUGAUGAUGAUGAUAAUGAUUUAUCCAGGGGGGCUUACUGGGGAGGGGGCUUAUAAGCGGAAGUUUACGAUAUAUCGGCUACUACGUUUGGCAGUUUUUCACUGCCAAACGCACGAAGGUGUCUUUUUAUGGGUAAUAAAUGAUGCUUUGAUGGCACUUUUAGGAGCCUGUUUUCAGAAAGUUUACAUUUGUAGGGUUUUCUCUCAGUGUGAACUCUUUCACAUAUCCUAAGGUUUCCUGCUUGACUAAAACACUUGCAACACUUGCCAAGUUUAAAUAGGACCUCAAAAUAAUAAAUGUUAUUAAAAAAACUUAAUUAUCCUCUCCCCUUAUUGGGCUUUUCAUGGAUAAUGAAACAAACAAAUUAAAGAGCUAAGAAUCCCAACUGUUAGGAGGUGAAACAGUUGGCUAUUUUACAAGCAUGGCCGAGGAUUUGAACUCGGAACCACCAAAUUCAAAUCCUUCGGUUUACAAGUCCAGCCCUCUAAGCUCUCGGCCACGCUGCCUCGGCUUUUGGAAACGUACGUCCGCCUCUGGCUCUAAAGGCAGGAUGCAUCUUUGCUGUUGUGCCUUCUUGAAUCCUUUGUUUAUCUUUUCCAGGUUGUUCGAGUCUUUGUGCUCUAGCGACUCAGAUGGGAACCCGUUCCUAUGUGAACUACGCCCUCCUGAUGAAGAUGAUGAUGAUUGUCGAUCGGGCUUGUCCUCAGUGGCGUCAGUGGCCGGCUCCAGGACAUCUUCUUUGUUGUCGCUUGUUAAGGCGGGAAUAACAGAACUAGACGAAGAGGACUUGGCGCAAGUUGAGGUAUGUAUCUGUAAUCAAAUGGUCACGAGUGAAAUUAGGGAAUAAUUUCACGCGUGUUGUCUAGGCGCAUCGCAUCUCGCAUCCACGAGUUGCUUCAAAGAAGGCUUUGAUAGCGAACUCGCGUACUGAUGUGCGAAUUUUGGACCUUUUAUCUUACAGGAAAGUAAGCUGGAAAAUAAAAAGAAACAUCUACAAGCUAUUGAUCGUGACCGAGACACUGCCAGUGAAAGCGGGCGCAGCGUGCAUGCCCUUCAGCCCAUGGUGGACAAAAGCAUUGCACUUCAUGUAUACGGCGUGGAUGAUCCGGGCCCAGAGAUCACUGUAGAUCUUGUUGAGGUUUUACAGAACAGGAUCAAUGAAGCGAUGUUAGAAGUGUUGUCAGUACUUCUGUCAAGAAAUCCGAACUGUAAAUUAACUUACGCUGAUGUCCGGGUACGUUGCUGAAUGAAGUGUUUUCUGUUGUAUUUCUUUCUUUAUUUAUUUCUUUUCUUUACAAUGAUAAAGUCGAACUUCGUUAGCGACCAUCUGACCAAAACACCAAGAUUUUCCCAGUCAAAGGCCUGUAGUUGGAACCUCUUGAAACGAUCACCUCUGGUACGCGACCACACGACCUGUGGUGUCCGACCUCUAUGGUCGCAGUAUUCACACCACUACGCUACUCAGAGUAUGCGAAAAGAUUUAGUGACGAUAUGGAACUGCACAUAUUGUAACUUAGAAAUCGUAUGUAAAUGAAUUCUUUACCAAAAUUAGAUAUCUGUAAAUUAAACCUCUUCCGAAAAAGACUCCUGUGGUUUGACUCUUGUAGGAGACCACCUCGCGUAAGCGACCAUUAAAUCUUCGCAUUUUUCCGGGAUGGUCGCUUACAGAAGGUUCAACUCUAUAAGAAAAGUAUUUUUAGUUUAAUGAAGUUUCUGUUUUUAUUUACAGUUUAUUCAGCCUCAAGGCCAACCACCCAAAACAACACUCACGUUAACAAUCCCUCCCAUGGACGUCAAUUAUCUAUGUCCUCUGACUUUUUAUUUACGGCAAAAUCUGCAUAGUCUUCUGCACUCGCCAAGAUACAUGGACAACAACCCCAACCAUCAUUUUAGAGCUCUGAGUGGCAGCAAGACAGAGGCCUCUGGUAAUACAAGCGCUGAAAGCUGCAGACUGGAGCCGGAAAUAUAUUUGUACAACCGGCCACACAGUUCUGGAGGGAAAGGUUAGAGUAAAAUAAGUGUGUUGAAUUAACUUUUGAAACCCUAAGAUCAAAAUUUGAACUCUCAUUUGUUGCCCCUAUUCAUUUCCUACAGAAGUAGUGGGGAGAAGUUGAUAAAAUAUCAAGCAAAUUCAUCUUGUGUGAUCAUGUCCGUAAUUCUCAUGACCACUCUGCUUUACAAAGCGUUGAUAUUACAAGGAGAAAUUUGAUGCUGAUCACUCUUAGGGCUUAAAGGGUUAAUAGUAAAGCGUAGUAUACGCGGCCAGGUGCGUUGUCUAGUCCAAACGGAAGUUCUAAGACCAGAAGUGCCGUUUGUGACUUAAUCUUCCAUUUUUUCGACUGGAUGUUAAAACGCCCUGAAAGUGCUUAUGCAACUCAGAUGUGCACGAGCAAGUAGUUUAUUUUUCCAAUUUUGAACUGUGCAAUGGACUUGGCCGCCGGUAUGCAUUUUAACUUAGUAAGGCAUCCCAGCAAAUAGUUGUUGCGAGAAUUUUGACCUUGAGAAGUGCUUAGAGAACCACAAGCUGUGGGCGAGUAUUUUUGCACUAAUCACGAAGGUUUGAAGGUUUUGUGUUGUUAUUUCUUCGUUCUCUUGAUCAACCAUCAACGCCUUGUGUCUUCUUUUAGGUCUGGCCUGUAUCUCAGCGUCAGUACUGAACUCUCGAGGUGGAUACAUCUACAUCCCAUGUGGCAAGACAGCCUGCAAUUAUGUUGGUGAACUGGACUACUUCGAGCAGAUGACUGAGGUGUUCUUGUGUGAAGAUAAGAGACAGCUAGGUAGGCAGCUCAGUUUCAAUCCAUUUGUUGACUGUUCACAGUCCCCUACUGAUUUGUCCGUAAGAUCGUCGGGAUUAAGCACCUACCCUUAAGGGCUGUCAUCUUAGCUUCAAUUGAACUGAGUUCAGCCUGGGGACGAGGGUUAAAUCAACUUAGGGGACGGGGGAAGGUUUUGGAGGAGGCGAGAAAAAUGGAGUCUUUUUUUCUCACCUCUUUCCCCUUACUGCUAUAAAGCUUGCCGCCUGCCCACUCGAUACGUUUAAGCCAAGAUAGCCGCUCGUAACGGUAUAAGCGCUCGAUUUCUACUGUCUUACAGAAAAAUAGUGGCCUGUGAACAGUCUUAUCCAUUUGCGGUCUUCUUUACAGUGUCAUGCGCUUAGUAGACACAACAAAAUCACAACAAGCUCAUAGAGCGUGCCAAACACUCUGGAACGAGCUUCAUUUUCUUCGAUGCUCGCUCAUUACUAACUCAUGACCUGGGUCUGUACUGUAUAAUAUUGGCGCUCGUCAGUGGGAGGUUAGUAUUCACUGAGGCAUCGCUUGUUACGUUUCAGCCGAGGAAGAUAUCAUGGUUCAGUUUGCAAUCUGGGAGCGUGGUGACAUUGGACUUGAUCAACUCGCUACGCAGCUGAAGCUGUCCUUAAGACAUGCGCUGUGCGAUCUUCUCACUGAGUACUACCUCUUAACAGCUCCUUUAUCAAAAGUACCGCCUAAGUACUACAAGGCCCCAGUGACGCGCCAAAGGUCUGUCUCUGAGCCCCCUUCACCCUCGAGCCUAACGCCAAAGGAUCCCAAAUUAGGCUCAUAUCCAGAAACUAUAGAAAGAUCCUCCCGGCGGCAGCUGGAUUUUGGCAGUCAGUGUGGGUUUCGAAGCAGGACAGCCUCGCUUGUGGGACAACGAAAAACACCGCCCGCAGGUAGUUUAUCUCCGACUGGAUCCACAGGGAGACCAGGUAGGGUGUCCAAGAAUCCUUUUUUGUCCCAUCGGCGGAGUUCUUCUGGUCCUCAACCUAUUUCAAGGCAAACCACGAUGGAAGAUGACGUCUUCAAAACGGAAGCUGUGUCUGCUGAUAAUGAAGACAUGGAAGACAAAGGAAAAGGUGGGAAAAUGGAUGGGAAAAAUAAUGUGAAAUGGUGCUUUGUUGUUAAUGGCAGUGCAUUCACCUUUUGUAGCUUGUUUACGGCAACUCCACUCACAUAGUAAACAAAUGAGUUAGCCAUUUACAAGCAUGACUACGAAGCUCAACUUGAGACUACCGAGGACAAUAUUCAGCUACUCAUUAGAGCGGAGCUUGAACCCGAGAUUACGAGUCCGGCGCGCUGACUUCUUUUCCGCGCCACCUCCGCAGCAAUAUUUCCAUGAAUGUCGUAACUCGUCAACCAUAAUCAUUUUGAUGACUAGUUCAAUAUGUUUCUUAAUAGACCCAAGUUCCACUCCUCUGUGAUGCCUGGAAAUAGCUAACUGAUUUCUCACGCCAGUUCUUUAGGGUUUUUAAUCGUGUUAUGUUCUUUUCGCACUAUUUGUUUCAAAUUAUUUAAGUAGAGUGUCUCUAAGCUAGGCUGUGACAACAGCCGACAUUUCACGUCGCCUCUACUGAUUUCCCCACGAAGUGACGUCUGAGCAACGACUGCAGAAAUUGCAUAUUGGUGACGUUCGCUAUCUAGAUCGAGAUAGUGCUCCUGACUGGUUGAAGUUAAUUUCUCUCGCGACAAGGUCAAUCAGAAGCACUACCGAGUCCAGGGUAGUGACACGUCAUCAGUAUGGAAUUUCUGCAGUCCAUACUCAGACGUCAUUUCGAGGGAAAACCAACCAAAACCGGCUGUUUUCUCCGGUUACCUCUAAUCUGGCUCGCACAGCUAAAUGCACUUCCACUGCAAACAAAGCAUUUAUUAUUUACCUGUUUCUGAAAAAUUUUGGUUUCUUUCAUGGUCUUUUUUAUUGUAUCUACCAAAACAAAGCUGCGUUUGACUGCGAAGGCCGUGCAAAACCAAGAUUCGAAUCGAUAAAAAAAAACCUCUGCAAAGCCAAAACAAAGGCCGAUCACUGUCAAUAAAUAACUAAUGUCACUAACUUUCUGCUUUAUCUUUCAGCCAGUGAAACGCGCUCAAAAAAGAAGAGAAAAUCGGGCCUCGCACCUCCUCAGACGGCUGGCAAAUCAGAAGCUUCAUCAGAUGUAGAACACACUUUUGAAAGUUUCACAGCAGCAGAAAUACAGGAAUCCCAAGAAUUUACCUCACAGCCUGGGACUCCUGUUUCGGAACACUUGGCGUCUGCUUCGCCGGAUCGAGAAAAGACUCGGAAAUUGUCGUCGGCAAGCAACGUGAGUGGCUCUAAGGCGUUUUCGCCAGACGGACGAGAAUCGACAAGUGUUGGACAGUCAUCGGAUGGACCAACGACGUGGCAGAAUAUUGAGGCACGGAGACGAAAAGAACUGGAGAGGAGAAUGAAACGAAUUCAGUUUGAGAAUGGGGAAAGAGGAGAACUUCAUUCAAGGUGUCUUAUUGACUUUUUAAAUUUUAAGCGUCAGAACGGAGAAAUAGGUGCUUUCGUGCUAGAGUUCUCUUGUAAGGUUUAAUUUGAACAGUUGCAUGAAUGUCGUAGGAUUUCUUGCACGAAACAAAAGUUGCAGCUACAUUGUACCGCUUAGUUGAUCGCACUACAGUUACAACUACAUUUCAUUCCUCCAAAACCGUAAACGGACUCUUGGAUCUUGAGAAAAUUCAUGCCUCAUCAACGAGAGCAAAAGAGAGAACUAUAUCUUGUGCAGCAUCUCAGAUUGGAAUCAUGUAAACAGAAUUGUUCCUGACGCGUGCGCGCAAAUUCUAAAGUAGGGAGCUUAAGCAACAGCGUUUUUGAGCGACGGACGUCAACCGGAAGUGGACUUUUUGCAGCGUUGGGCUGUGGUUUGGUUGAAACCCUCAGGUAAAUCGUCUUUAUGGGAGAAAAGAAACUCAGCAAUACAAAUUUGGUAGUGUCCAGGCGUAUAAAAAGGGAAAAGGCCUCACUUCCGGUUGACGUGCGUCGCUCAAAAACGUCUUUGCUUAAGCUCCCUAGUAUAUCAGUUCUGCCUUCUAACUUGUUCCGCUUUGUUCUCUUUAGCCUUCAGGGACUGGGUCAAGACAUGUUUGCCUUCUUCUUCGACCUUGGUGUUCCAUCGGUGUAUCGCAUUGAUGGGAAGCUCAUCAACAACUUUGCUUCAGACGCUUUCUUGGGCGAACUAGUGAGCCUUAUAUCGUCAUUGUGCCCCGACCUCAAGCCGAAGAUUUACCGGGAAACACCUCUGUGAGUACUGUGCAUUCGUCGUGAUUUGUUCGUUAAUGAAAACAGAUGAAGUGCAUAAAAGCCUUGAAAACUGAGGGUCGCUGGUGCAAAUUUCCCUUUCGUAAACGGUCCCUGCCAUUUUGAAGACACUUAAAAAAUUUUUGACCUGUUAUUGAGACUGUUUCCAUUAAAAAGAAAGAAAAUCGCAACCAAGGGUCGAAACCAGACCUUUCCUAUCCUAAUCUCUCUUCCUUACCACUACCACACCCACCCGCCAAAAUUCCGAGAAAUUUUAGUGCAUAAACUAGCAAACUGUCUUUCUUAACAGUUACAUCAAUAACAGGUGGCCCUAGCCCUUUCCAUAACUUUUAACGUAAAUUCAACUUGGGCUUCAAAGUCGUUAUUUUGAAGACUAUUCAAAAACGUUCUAUUUUCCUUAUUGAUACUUAAGUGACAUACAGCGGUUACGCCAUCCUUGCUGUGGAAAGCCUUCAAAAUAAGGGUCGUGUUAUUGAAAUAAGUAUGGAUUUGAGUUUACAUAUUGGAGUGCACGUCAUAACUUUUUCUUAACAAAGCAGCUCGUCGAUGGGAAAGGGAAUAUGCCAUAUUUCCCUUUGUUCCGAACAACUCGCUGGUGAGGAACUUCAAGGUGGCAAUAGCAAUGCUUUGGAUACUUAACAAUUAUUCCACGAGUGCGCGUUGGAUAUGAGAUGGUAGAUAAUCUUCUCAUAUCCAACAAGCGCGAGUGGAAUAGUUCUUUUAUUAAAAACGCCCACAAAAUAUCCAGAAUUUUUCCCGACUUUAUUUGUAAAAGCAAUCGAUUUUUCAGCUUGUUUUUAAUUACAGUCACCAUAUGGUAUAAUGGCUCAUAUACCUUGAUGGCUGAGCCAGUCAGAGCUCCAGAAUCGCAUUAUCCAAUAAUUCUGUCAUUAGUUUCAGUUAUUCCAUUUUGAAGUUGCAGUGGCAUCCACAGAGCUGGUGUUUGCCAACUUAUAAAUUGAAUCUGGCAAAUUGAUUAUGGAAGAACUCAACAGCCUUUUUGUUUUUACCCAACAGGAAUUCACCUGAGGAACAAGAGAGUGAUUACCCGCCAGAAAUAAACUGUCCGCACUAUUAUCCAGCACGACAGCCAUUAAGGGUAACGACAAUGAGUAGUGAAAUUGCUCAAUAAAAAUAAGAUUAGGAAAAACUGGUUAAACAAAACCUCGAACGCUGAAUGACAACGAUGUUUUGCUCAUCAUGUUUCGAGCGAUAGACGUUUCGGGCGAAAAAUUCUGAAUGCCAAGUGGAUUGAGCCUGCGAUCUCUCGAUCCCUCGAUCUUACGUUUAUUUAAAACCUUUCACGUGCCCAGUUCGAUUCGCUUUGGAUUAGUCAAUGGCUAAGGCUUUCGUCUACGCUUGCGGAGAGGUAGCACCAUCUGCUGUUGAAAGAAGAGGGUUACUUGUUUAUGAGUACAGUUCUUUAUAAUUAUUGAGCUCCUAGUUGAUGGAUCUCUUUAACUCGUUACUAUGAGCUUUAUUAUUAUCUUACCAUUUCCUUGUGUAGGUACAAGAUGUGGACGAAUCAACUACAGAUGAAUCCGGAAAACAGUUUGCUCCACUGCCUAACUCCUCCCAUUUCUUUGUUGUGGUCGGGCGUAAUGUGGAUCAGUGGCGUGCAAGCUUGGGUCUGGAGGAAGGUAUUCCAUGGGGUUGUCCUAGGCAGCGUUCACACUCGGUGCCCGAGCACGGUACCCGAGUACGGUAUUCGCUGAGCACCAAUUUGCACAGACCCUCUUUUUAACUACCCAUCAGCGUGCAAAGAAAGUCGUGUCCGAUAGCUCGGGGCUAGUGGAUUUUGCUAUUAGGCUACUGAUUUUAGUUCUUAACUUGCCCAACGGGCAAGUGCUGUUUUUUGGGGAAAUUCAAAUUACAGAAGGAUUGUAAUCAAUCGUGCUAAUCAAAAAGGGUUUUGGGGCCAGCUGAAAUGACUUGUGGGCUUGUACAUGCUAGCUACAGCCUGCCCGAAUGGCAGGCUGUGAAACUGACUUUCUUUGCACCCUGUACCCAUGCUUGAAUUCAGGCACGGUGCCGGCGCCCGAGUGGCACUAAAGUGGGCACCGGAUUAGUGUGUGCACACAGGUUUUGUUAUAUCUGGGGCAGUUCACUGCUUUGUACUCGCUGCUAAGGACAUGUUUCAGAAUGGCCUCUGACAGGGCAAAAUGGGGCAUCUAUGUACGUAGUCACAUGUCGGGAACUCAAGGUGUGAACACACCACCAUUUUGACACUGCUUCACGGGCACCAAGUGUGGACACCCCCCUAUACUGUUGCCUCCUUGAGGAUCAAUUAUUGUUUCUUCUUUUCAAACUAAAACAGUGUCCUUGGAAAUAGUUUAAUUUCUAAAAAGUCCGCCUUUUGGCAAGUGAAUUUGACGGUAAAGCAAGGAAUUUCCCAGGUGGCGUCUCGUCAAAUUUUGCCCUUUAAAUAUCCCACAGCACCUUGCGAUGGCUUCUUUUAGUUUAGUUUGUACCACCCUCGUUUCACUGAACCUAUGGAACACCGGUAUGUUAUCAACCAGGAGGUGAUUCCUUUGGCGUUUUUAACCGUUGCUUGUUGUUCGUUUCCUUUCAGAUUUGUCCCAAGAACCGUCUGAUCGGCCAAGAAGUAGGUAUACUCUGCAAAUAUUGCAUACCAGAGAUAUAACCUGUCUGUUACCUAUUGAAACAAGUUUUGAAUCAGGGGAUGAAUUUCUUUUGAAUGGUCACGUUAUUCGGUUUUGUGCACAGGUUCAAAGGAUUUAACUACGUCGCACUUGGUAAAUGAAGAAGUAUAGUAAACGCUACGCGAGGUUGUGAUUGAGACAUAUUUAGCUACUAUCACCUACCCCUCCCCUAAGCCAACAUUAUCGCUUACUUCUCACUUAGGGAAAAAUGUUGACUUAGGGGAGGGGUAGGUGUUCAGUUUCCCAGAAACCUAUAUUGAUCCAAAAAGAGUAACCUUCAAUCUAAACCCUGCCCUUUCCUAACCCCCCAAUCAUGUGGCAUAUCUGUCCCGUUAUUUUCUAUUGAUUUGACCAUUGUCUUUUCAUUCAGUUCGUACAGGUCUUCAACGGUUUAGGCCUCUUGAUCCAAACGCUCCAGUUCCUGGCAGAAUCCCUUCAGACUCCACCUCGCUUUCGAGUCUUUCCCUAGGGGGAGUACCCAGGCAGAAAUUUCUUCUUGUUACUCUUUUGGACAAAGACGUAAGUCCCGUCUGUUUUGACAACCUGUAUUUUAUCACUCUCUGAAGAAAAUUUGGGUUGUUAGUAGUAUUUUUCACAACAAUUAUUCAUGUCAAUUCUGGUGAAGAGGAGCAGAUACGGUUGAACCUUCUGUGACCCGAAAGGUGUCCACCUAGGAUGGGUGUCCGCUUAAAGAGAAAGUUUUAAAAUCCAAUGCUUUAUACGUGGCUGGGACCACGAACAAGUGACGGCUUAGGAGAGAUGCCUACUUAAGAAGGGUUACAAAUGAAGUGCUUUUACAGUCGAACUUCCACUAACGAAAAUCUCCCGUGAGCGAUCCAUUGGGCUUUGAUUUCAUGAGCCAGCAGGCCCGAUUUGCAGUGGUGGCUCUCUUUGCUGAGGUUUAGUUUAUGGUCCCAAGGUUGAGGAGCGACACUUUUUAUGGUCCCAAGGGUAAGGAGCGGACACUUUUUAUGGUCCUAAGGGUGAGGAGCGGACACUUUUUAUGGUCCCAAGGGUGAGAGGUGGACACUUUUUAUCGUCUCAACGGUGAGGAGAGGACUCUUUUCUAGUCCUAAGGGCGAGAGCGGUUUUGUUGUUUGGUCACAAGGGGGCGGAAGCGGUAACUCUUCUGGUCCCAGGGAGAGGAGCGGGGUUUUUUUGGUCACAAGAGGGUGUAGCGGACACGUUUCUGGUCCCAAGGGCGAGGAGAGGCCUUUUUUGGUCACAAGAAAUAAAGGUCUUGUUCUCUAAUGAACACAGUUUUGGUAGACUCAUUCAUAUUUGUUGCUCUUGCAGGUGAUAGCGUUCACUUACAACUGGGCCAACGAUUUGAACCUCACGUUUGAAAAACAACUCCAUCGCCUGCUGAACUGGAGUAACGCUCGAUGUCAUCUAACCGCGUGUCUUUUGAGCCAGAAACUGGGGCUGUUUCAUCACACUCUGUUUGCUGACAUCAAUAGAGGCAAGGAAGGCAAGGUAAUUUGUUGAAAGUCAAUUAAUUGAUAGAAACGUCUCCUCUCGAAAAUGGGGUACAGUGGCCAAUUGGUUAGGACGGCCUGUUGUUCUGGGCUAUUAAGUCUGCAAUCCCGUCGUGUCUUAGCUUUGUUUGUAUAUAAUUGUCCGGAAUGUCUCAGUUGCCGAAAUCGUUCCAAGGCGAUCGAAACGAGCAAAUUAGUCGAACCUUAACUGCUGAGACCUCGUAGUCCCACGGAACAGUUCAUUCGAUUAGUUUGCAGAGGUCUCUCCCUUCCAAGGGUCCUGUUAAACAUAUCGGCAUUUAUUCAAAUGCCAUCUGAAGCACAUCUAACAGUCAUCUGAACCAUUGUUAUCAUAAAAGGUUCAAUGUGUUUCCUGAGACUUGUUCUUUUUUUGAAGGAUAUGAACCCGUUCUGUUUAUCAGCCAAUGAUAUGGACAUGGUUUUGCUUGUUAGUCGUCCUGGACCACCGCCUCUUGACGUAAGUAAAGGCAGAUGCAACGCACCAUUUCUACUUUGUGCUUUCACAUCAUUUAAAUAUUCCAUCUGGGAACCUUAAAAAGUGUUAACUGAGGUCCAUCCGCGGCCAAACACCUAAGGCAGUUUUUGAUAUUACUUUGACGAGAUUUCACCGGCGACGAGUGGGAAAAGUAGCAAGGAUUUAUAAAACUAUUGGCGUUUGCGAAUGUUUUUCAUUUCUGUCAUUCAAACAUGUUCUUCAACCAAAGACAAAAGGGCAUCUCCAAGUUGCUGUAAGCCUCUGUUUGAAAGCGAGGCUAAGUACAAAGCCAUUGACAUCAAAGUGAUUUUUUCUUCUCGUGCAAAUAAAACUCAUUUUUACAACAAAGGUUUUACACUUGGCGUCGUUUUGAAAGUGAGAGUUUUUGGAACUCGGAAAUGGCCUGUUAUCUUAUGCUCGUGUCCGCUUCAAAAAGUGGUAGCGACUACACAUGCGCUGCGGAAAGUUGAUUCAAAUCUUUAAAUAGUGUAUAUAUCUGCCUUUUUUCAAUUCUGUAGCGUGAACGCGCCAUGCCGAGACAAAUGCCGCCAUCUCCAAACAUUCUGGUGUUUGAUGAAGUGCUCCGAGACGUCACACCUCCGAAGCCUCUGCAUUGCGCCCAGUACUUUCAUAACCGAGACCUUGUCAAAAGGCAUGGGUACCAGUUUAAGGUAACGCUUUUUGUUUUUUGUUUCUUUUCUUUUGUUCCUUUCUUGACCGUUUGAUUUCUGAUUUGACCGAUUGAUUGAGUAUUCGAUCAAAGCAGAGCUUUUUUAUUGUCAUUCGUUUUAUGUAGCUGGUUUGUGGCGCAUUGUUCUUCUUAGGAAUUAAGAUAUUUCAAUCGAUCUCAAUUUUCUCAUUGCCUUUUUCUUUUUCAGGAGAUUCGGUCUGGGCAAAUAAAAAGUAAGUCAAUCUAAAUUGCUGCAUUUGGUUAAAUCGGUGGUAGUUGAUAAUUGGUUAUUGCUGGUCUUUUUAAGUGUUUCAUACUAUCUUCACAAAGUCCUCUUUCCCUAAGUAAACGCCUUUGCUUUCUAAGAUGUUUUGCCAUCCAUUGUGCUUAACUUUGUAGCAAAUUUAACGCAUUCUUUGGGAAUAUUUUCUUUGCAGCAUUUAACGCGCCAACGUGAAUGUCGAACAGAAAAAUCCCUUGUUAAAUCCUCAGCAACAAAAACCAUCCCUUGAACAAAAGUCAUUUUGUCUCAUGUUGAGGAAAAGAUGUUUGUUUAUGUAGUUUCUCAAUACCAGAGGAAUGUCGAGCAGUUCAGUAGCUUUAAAUAAGCAAACAGACGAUAAAAAUGUAUUUUUUUUACUUAGGAGCAAUUUUGGAGCAGAGCUUGGACGAAUUGUACAUCAUGUGGCUUCGGAGACCUCCUCAUAUCCAGAUCAACGUAAGCAAGACUAUUUAAUAUCCUAUAGCCUGGCAUGUUGCAGACGACAGUUUGCGCGAGUUAAACCUCUCAAAGGCGCAACCAUUGUUGUGGGUGGUAAUUGAGAAUAUUGUAAGGAGAGCUUUCAUAAGCUGUCACUUACAAAUCGCAUUCCCACUAAAGAGCAGCCUAUGGGAGUAGUAUUAUACAGUGCAGUACAAAGCAAUGCAAUCCAUUACAACGCAGUUGCGUAGAAUGCAGUGCAAUGCAACGUGGUGCAGUCCAAUCGUGCAGAAUAAUGCCGUAAAUUCAACUCUGCUACUGAUUAUGCGAGUUUUGGACGUGUAAGCCUUUAUAGUGAUUUAUGUAUGUUACCAGAACGAGGAACGGGGAAUGGGGAACGGGAAGCGAGAAACAAGCACGGAGAGCGGGAAAAUGAAAACUGGGAACAAAACAGAGAAUUUGAAAUAAAGUUUAACCGCGGCAGGAUUAGCUCAGUCGGUAGAGCGCUUGACUGCAGAGCGGGAGGUCGCGGGCUCGAUUCCCUGGACCGGACCAAUACUCAAGGUCUUAAAAUAACUGAGAAAUGAAGGUACUCCCUUUGCCCUGCAAACGGAUAGAUCUUCUCGUGGCACAGGUGACCACGUAAAAUGGCUGUCCCGUCUGCGGUUGGGGACGUAAAAAUAGUAUCCCCAAUUAGUGCUUUCCUGCUAAAUACCUUGACACUCAAAUAAAGUCUACUGUAAGUAACUGAUAGGACAAGGGUUUAAGCUGAGCUUUGUUCCCGUUUUUCAUUUUCCCGUUCCCCGUGCUUGUCUCCCGCUUCCCGUUCUCCGUUUUGAUUGUGUAUUUUUCCAUAACUGAACGUAGCAUAAAUUUUGUGAGUCCUGCUGAAGGAAUGAUAAUUCGUUAAUUUUCCGGCACACAGGAAGACAAAAUUGAAACGCUCAAGCGCUCGUCGAGGUUGAUUCACUACUGUGCAGCGCCAUUGUUAUUUCAUCCUAAUUGGAGACGAAAGAGAUCGUCCACAGCAUCUGACAGCGACACUGUUAAAGAGGAGUCUUGCAGUGACGAGCCAAGAAAGGAGACUAAAGAGAAGAAGAACAGCAAAGAACAAAAACACGGCGAAGGUUAGUCAAGCAAGGGUGUCAUUAGAGCAGUUUUGAACUGUACAAAGGACACAAUCUUCAACCCUGAAAUGCACUGCGUUGUUUGGAUUGUUGAUGUCUGCACCACUGGGCGCGGUGUGGCAAACGGUACAGGAAAACUUUUGUAUGUGUAGCAUACAUGGCUUGGUGUUUUAUUUGAACGGCCUCCCUUAAGGAUUUCAUCCACAGGUUAAUAACUUCGAAUCACCUUUGUACAGCAUAAUAAACAGCACCACAGGAAAGUACUGCUCGGUAGCUUUCAUUUGAAUGGUCACAUCAUAGGAUUUCAUCCACGGACUCAAAAGUUAGAACCACAUUGUACAGCAUAAUAAACAGCACCACAGGAAAGUACUGCUCAGUCGCUUUCAUUUAAAUGGUAACAUCAUAGGAUUUCAUCCACGGACUCAAAAGUUAGAACCACCUUGUACAGCAUAAUAAACAGCACCACAGGAAAGUACUGCUCGGUAGCUCUCAUUUGAAUGGUCACAUCAUAGGAUUUCAUCCACGGACUCAAAAGUUAGAACCACAUUGUACAGCAUAAUAAACAGCACCACAGGAAAGUACUGCUCAGUCGCUUUCAUUUAAAUGGUAACAUCAUAGGAUUUCAUCCACGGACUCAAAAGUUAGAACCACCUUGUACAGCAUAAUAAACAGCACCACAGGAAAGUACUGCUCGGUAGCUCUCAUUUGAAUGGUCACAUCAUAGGAUUUCAUCCACGGACUCAAAAGUUAGAACCACAUUGUACAGCAUAAUAAACAGCACCACAGGAAAGUACUGCUCAGUAGCUUUCAUUUAAAUGGUCACACUUUGGAAUUUCAUCCACAGACUCAAAAGUUAGAACCAUCUUGUACAGCAUAAUAAACAGCACCACAAGAAAGUACUGCUCGGAAGCUUUCAUUUAAGUGGUCACACUUUAACAAUUCUUCCUUGGUCACAAGUUAGAACUACCUUGUAGAGCAUGGUGUACUAUAUACUAUCGUAAAGGACUGCUGAUCGUCCGGGUAGGUGUAAUCCUGAAUAAGUCUGUCAUUGACAGUGACUGAGUGGUGACUGUGAAGAUGACCACCGCACAGGUCGUCAAAACGUCAAUUGCGGUCGACAAAAGUCUUUUCAGGCCUACGCUCUCCCAGAAUUGACACAGAAUAGUUUGCUUAGAGUUCUGUCUUUUUGACUCUCGUAGCCAUAAAGGAAGGAGAAGCAAUUUAUGUAAAAGAGAAGACAUCUGCUUCCGAAGAGGCUUGGCAUCAAGAAUUACGAUCGGCUUAUUUGCAGCAGUACGUGCAGUACAUGCAGUCAUUACAGUUUAUUGUGGUGCAAACUCGGCCACAGUCUCCCAAGCCAAACAGGAGGUAACCCACAGUUACAUUUAUACUUUUGAUACUUUUUAAAAUACUUCUUAAUUUCUCUCUGCGGCUCUUUGAAAGAUACUAAGAACGGAUGAUGUUGUUUUUCUGCUUUUGAUUUCUGAUACAACAGAUAUUAUCCAGGCUCUAGAGCAAAUUCCAGUUUUCAGCGUAACAGACGUCAAUAUUGUAUUUGAAUCUGAUUGUAACACUUUAUAGAUUUAGUAAUGAAAACGUGUUGGUUAGAAAAGGUUCUUAAGGGUGAAUUAUUGUUUGGUGUGUACUUUAUAAUGGUAAAUUGGAGUUUUUUCGACUUGUUGUUACCAAACGUUACGGUGGAAAGUGACUGAAUUUGACCUUGUUUCGUAACAAUAUUUGCGCAAGGGAGAAAUGUCGUGUGAAUACUCUUUGUCGCCGUAUUUUGCGACAUCGCCUCUCUUUUUGUUAUUUAUCUUUAUAGGCAUAACGGCCGUUCAAAUGUCAGCUCCAAACCAAAGAGAGAAACUGGUGACGUUAAGAAACAAAAUUCAUCUAAAGACAGAAAAGACAGGACUUCACAGACUCUACAGUGCUACUUACAGAGGUCCUCCCAUGGAGGAAUUAUGCUGUUGGAAUUGGUAUUCGAGGUAUGAUUAAACGACCGUCUUUCCUCCUAUGGCUGGCUAAUUUAGGGAAUUUAGCCUCUUCACUCAAUCCCCCCCCCCCCACUUCCCUGCCCUGCCCUGCCCCCACACAAAGAGAAACAGAGACCCCGUCAAAUACACUCCCGCAUAUAAGAAGAAAUGGAUUAAGAACACCAGGCUGAAAUUUGGCCAAUAAAGCCCCAUUUUUAUAAGAACAAGAUCAGCCUGAAAAUUGUAGCAUGUUCUUAUAAAAUGGAAAAAGUGUCAUAAUUACAAAACAUGUAAGUUUAUGUUUGCUGCUGAUAACUUCAUUUGUUAAUAUAAUCAAAUUACAGAAUAAUUAUUUAUUUUAUUUUCCUAAAAUAUGCUAAAUAUACCUCUAGCAACAUGUUUUGGAUAGUAUUACUAAAUAAAAAUUUAAGAACAUUUUAAGAACAUUUUGAGGCUGAUUUGUCAUUAAGCGCCCGAUAAAUAAGAACUCAAUCAGCCUGACCUCCGAAAUCGCGUGUUCUUAAAUGCGGGUGUUUACUGUAGUGAUCAAAAAGUCCCGGAACAUUUCAGCGGGAGCUUGGUUUACAUCACGAUCAAACGUAAACUGGCGCUACGCCUUCGUCCCGGUAACACGUCAUUUCAUUCCAAGAACGGAUGAGAUAAUGGUAACCGCGAGGAAACCCUUAAGCUCUGUGGUGAUGAAUUUCUAACUAAUGAUUCAUAGCUAAUUUUCGUUUGUCUGUGCUGUAGGGCUGCUUUUUUAUCGUCCGACUAUACGCCCUCGGUUGUUCACAGAUUCCUUCAGGGAAAGCAGUGGGAGUGCAGGUUGGUAUUCUUGCUAUAAUUGAUUAAUUUAAUCAAUACUGAGGGACAUUUGUCUAGACACUAGCUGGUCAAUGCUGAUCUCCAAGAAAUAUUCCACGGAAAGAAAGUUAUCAGAUCUCAUUGCAUUAGAGAAAGUACAUGAAAUAACAGGGAAAGUUGGCCAAAAAACCAUCAGUGUCACUUGUAAAUUCUAAUAGAUUUUAUGUGUGUAGCUCAACGAAACGUAGUAUCUUUUUCGCCCUCAAAUGUAGCUGUUUUGUACUUCUGUCUAUAUUGACUUCUUUUUUGUGCUGUUACGCAAACUGAACAAAUGUGUGUGUACCAUAUCAGUAAGUGGAAUUUGUUUUUAUCUUGAAUUUGAAAAGUAUUGUUUGAUCGUUUAUUUCUCAUGCAGAUGAGCCGGUUGUUUGUGGAAGAUUGCACUCGCUACAGAGAAUAUAUUCAUCUGCUAUCGUUUAAUUACGAUUUUCAUCUGUGUAAAGCACAGCUAUAUUUGAAUGGAAGCCAAAGAAUCUUUAACAAGGGUUAUGGUGUUACUGCUAUGCUCAAAGGACUCUUGGAAGAGUAUCCUCAAUGCCCACUGUUUGCUAGAAACCGCGUCUGCGCAGGUUAGCUGCCUUCUAAUCUUGUUCUCCGUCCUUUUUUUUUCUUCUUUUUUUGUUUAUUAGUUUGUUCGUUUGUUUGUGGGUUCUGAGUAUGAAGAUUAGUUAGGCGAAUAAACUAUUUUAAAAGAAAUCACAGUUAUAAUUGAUGUAUUACAGAAUAAACAGGGGAUGCCACCGAUGGCUAAUUAAUUCCUUUGUCUUUUAGACUGCAUGCAGUCCGCCUUUUCUCAUAAAAUGCGUCUAGUUCUUGAUCUCAUUAAGGGCGAUUGCAAACCACGAUGUUAUUAGACUGCUCACAGUCUAUUGUCUUUUUGUUUGUUAUAUGCAUUUUUUGUUUGGUUUUAAAACGUUAUGGCAGUAAGGUGGAUCUUUUAAAAAAUGGAUGAAAUUAAGCAAAACUGUAUUGGAGCUACUUUCUCUUACUUGUUCUGCUCUUUUGGCCUAUUUACUGUCGGUUGCAUCUAAGCGUGGACACGAGACAAAAAAACGUGUUCUAUUAGGGUGCCAGACAUGACGUUUUUUGCCACCAAACAUUAGUUUGACUGCCGUUUAAACAAACUGUCGCGCCAAAGGUUAAGUUGUUUACGUGUUUUUAAUCAGCGCUUUCCGCUCAUCUUUUAUUUUUCUCAGUUUCCAUUAAUAAUUCUCGCUCAGAACAGCACACUUGCUUUUAAGAAUUACAACUCCAGAAAUUCUUGUUAACGUUUUGCGAUGAAUAUUUUGUUGAUCGAAAGCAAAUCAAGUCGAAACAAACAGCUUCCUACUUUGCAAGUGAACAUUCGUCUAACGCCACCAACAAACUUCAUGCAACAGUUUGGCGGCAAAACUUUUAACAUGUCAUGUUUUCACCCAAUUAGAACAUGUUUUUUCGUCACGUGAACACGCUUAGAUGCAACCGACGGUAUCGUCUUUGCUUCCUUUUUAGGGGAAGUCGCUGUUCCAAGCCAUAUAUCUCCGCAAGCUGUGUUUAACUACCUGGUGAAAAACGCCUCCUUUUACGAUUUCCAGACGCUUCCCCUGGAAUCCGGACCGUUCGAAAAAACGCAGCACUUGUUGUUCGGCACCGAUCGUGUCCUUACACAAGAGAGAUACUCGGACACGAGAACGUACGACAUUCUCCGAGACAAUUACGAGUAUGACAUCACGUUCGUCGUGUCACCGAAGGAAUCUUCUGAAGAGGGCAUCGUAAACAUGGAGUACAUUGUGUUGAUGACGAGUCGUCGUGAAUUGUUUCCUAAACUGAUGUUGGAUUUGCACUUGAGGAAAAAGUCACCAUCUUCAAGUUCUCUCUCUACCAUGAACGGAAACAGAAAAGCAUCUUUGCCAGAUAAUGGAGAAGUGGAGCCUGAAAGAGGUCAGUAAAUUUGCUUUAAAUGAGCUUUCUAGCAGCAUUCUGCGUUCGAAACCAAGCGUAAUGUUUUCGCUCUUCUCAGCAGUCUCGCCAAUUGCAAGCUAUGGCAUUCACCAGUCGCCUUUUUUGCCCUUGACGUUGGUUGCAGGUUUUGCCGCGCUUAGCAUCGCCUACAAUUUUUCCCGCGCUUUGUUCGUGUCGCGUGUUUUCUUGCCGUUCUUAAAGGCUGCUUUAACCACAUCAUGUACCAGUUCAUGUAUUGUCAUUUUGUGUGGUAGACCAGGGUACUUAUUUUUCACAUAGAAAACAAGAAAUUCCGGUUUGAACAUCAAAUAAUAGGCUGAAAUCCGCUUGGGAAGCCUUAGAAAAUAGCGAUACUCUCGCUGACCUCUCCUAUUGAUAUUACUAUGCCCACUAGAAGCGCAUUGGUUCUUGAAGCAAAAGAUUCUGUUUUUUUUUUUUUUCAAGUCGUUGCAAAUUUGCAAAUUUGCAAAUUUUCUACUCUUCUUGUUCUCUUCAGCUGAUUACCUCGUAGGGGGUCCUUCUCCCAAAACGUAAAAUUUAACUGUUUAACCCUUUCACCGCCAAAUUUAGCCAAAAACAAAUUUCGACCAAAUUUCCAAAUUUCAGUUUGUGAAAUUUUGAAAAAUAAAUAGCACCAUGUGUAAGUACAGGCAGAGAGCUUUCAUUUGAAUGGUCACGUCAUAAGAUUUCGUCCGCAGACUCAAAAGUUAGAGUCACCUUACAAAACUCCAUCAAGUACUCUGGCAGUGAAAGGGUUAAUGUGAUAUUAAUUUUACGUGUUAUUUCCAACCGGAUGGUUUGUGUAAAUGCCAAGCAUCCUAGUACAUCACGACAAUGUGAGACAAUCUCAGUCUUCAUGUUUAACCCCCAGGGCCGCGUGUUCGAUUCACCCUACCAAGCAACAGUUCUAGUGGCUCUUUAGGCGGAUUUAUAAACUCUCCCUUCGCUGGUGAGUUCCAUCGCUCAGCUUCCUCGCCCCACUCCCUGUUCGCCUUGGGAAAUAGUGAAAGCGGUUUCCAGUUUCCCGCCGCAUUCGCGCCGUUGCGCUCUGGCGAGAAUAUUAUGGAACAGCGAUCUGGUUCCAAUAGAUCCUUGGCUGUGCCGUCCUACGAAGGUUCGUUAUGUGACAGUGUUUCUGAAAAAGAAUUCAGACUUAUAACCGAAGCUUAUCAGCGGGCACGUGUUCAUUUAGUGCACGUGGUCUGUCGAGCCCAGACUCACUGCAGCCGGGAUAUGCUGUGGCAUCGUUUGCUCGUUGGGGGAAUUGGGGAAGAGGAGAAAGAUGGGACCAAGAAAGGACGUAAGCGAAGUGAAGUGCGGAGAUCUGGGUCGGAUUAUAACGUCAAAGCGCACUGGAUGAAAGGGCUAGUGACUCUGUACCCUGGGGCCGAAGAGGUAAGUUAGAAGUAAAUGAGUCUUGCCGCCAAAACCGUUUUGUCUCCUCUUACAAACUUAUCCAAAUACCGUCCAACCUUCAUCUGCAACCAACUCUUGGAAGCGACCACCUCCCAAAACACCAAACUUUUCCCAGCCAAAUCAUUAGGAUGGGAAGCUCUCAUGAACGACCACCUCUUGUAAGCAAGCGCGAUAACUUUUUUUGGAAGACGGUUGUAGAAUUUUCCGUUGUUUUUGCCCUCUUGAAAGCGACCGCUUGACCUAUGGAUUGACCUCUUUGUUCGCCGAAUGUACUACACUAGCGAGGAACGAUAGGUGACAACAUGAAACUACAUCUGUUGUAACUUAAAACCUCUUCUAAUAAUUAAGAGAGCCCAUGCGGAUCAGUUCUCGUAAGGGAACACUAAAUCUUUGCAUUUUGGGUGGUCGCUUACCGUAGGUUCGACUGUAUGUAUUUCCUUGACGAGUGACUGACGUCCGAAUGAAGUAGCCCAUUUUAUUGAUUUUUCCAAUUUUUAUUUUUUUUGAGAAUGAUGGUAACACUUGCCUCACAAAUCUGUUGAAAUUUAUGCUUUCUUCUCAGUCUUCAGCAUCUCGCCUGAGCUUUGAGGAGUUCAAGCAGUUGCUAUCUGUCGUUGUUAGCAAAUCUUUACGGGAUGAGGAUCCACAGGUGAUACCUUUGCUGGCCAACCGAGCCUCGUGGUACCUUAAUUUAUUCCGGUAAGAUUUUCACCGGUAAUUAUGCAUUCGCCAGUUGCACAUCUUUCAUAAUGCACCUUAUUUACCCCCCACUCCCCCUUACCCAAAAAAAUUUGCAUAAGCUUUGUUUUUAAUUUCUCUUGGGACGGCUGUAAUACCCUGGAGAAAUAAAAAAAAUUGGAGGGGUGGGGGGGACAAAUAAGGUGCAUUACGGAAGAGUAUCUGACGAUUUUUAUUGCUGUCGUAGGAUGUCCCUCUUUCGGUCAUUUUCUUAAUUCUCAUGAUCUGAACAUAUGUUUGUAAAAUUUUUUUUUUCAGUAUUAUCACCGCCAAGUUUCCGGAUACCCAUCGUGUUUUCGUAGGAGAAGAUAGUACAGUUCAUUACUUGGCAAUCUUAAAUGCAGACGACCCAGAUAUGUUUGUACUGAUUCAUGUAGACGAACAGAACGACACUGCGGUAAGUUGAACGGUGUCGGAUUUUAAAGUAGACUCGAUUAGCAGCCGCUGUUCGGGAAUGAGUCCGCGCUUCUCCACUCCUCCUCUUCCUCCCCCUCCUCCUCCACUCCUCCUCCUUCUCCUCCUCCUCCUCCUCCACUACUCCUCCUCCCCCUCCUCGCCCUCCUCCUCUUCCUCCUUCUCCUUGUCUUCUCCUAUUUUCAGUGCCUUCAAAUCUCUUUGAUGAAUGGUGGGCAUGAGGAUUGUCCUGGGCUUAAAAACUUUGCUAAAGGCACCUUUUUAACUAUUUUUGUUGUUGUUGUUACAGGACAUGUUAGUUGUUUUCCGUGAGGAUUCCCAGCCCGAUGAAGGCGGGACAUCCCGCCAACCCCGCCUUCUUAGCAAGAAAAUCAGGAGACACGUGUACAGUGUCGUCAAUGCUUUGUGCUUCCACCUUUGGACAAGCUUACUUCAGGUAUAACAACACGGGCAUCAAGAGAGUUUCACAUGACCGGGAGUAGAAGGUCCCUUUUGGUAAACUAUCAACACCCUAUCAAGCCGGAUGAUUUGUUAAGAGUCGAGUCAGGUCUUCACAUCCUAUUUGAAUAAGCGUUGCAUCGUCUAAAUCCUCUGACGGUAUCGUCGCUCUCAGGCGAAAUGUGAGACAUUCCAGUUGUUUCAGUAGCCCCACAAUGCACUGAGAACUUGGUACUGCGCAACCAGAACCUGUGUCGUUGUGUGCAUGAGUAAUUCGUCAAUCCAAGAAACAAUCAGUAAACAUAGUAAAUCGGGAGAGCCGACUCCUAGCGCGGGAAAAGUCUUUCGAGCAAGGCAAAAUGAAGUCUUUUUUCCUCUGAUUGGUCGAAAAAGUGGCGCAAGACAAUUUUUCGUUGCUGAAUCGUAGAAAUAUAAAAGAAAGCAAUCGCUUUAGUACUGCUCAAUAAAUUUCAUCCCGUAUGCAACGUAGAUAUAUUCGGAAAUUUGGGAUUAACAAUGUAAACUUUUGAAUUGUUGUAAAUCAUGAUGAAUUUCUUGAUUCUCUUUGUCGUAGUACCCUGAGGCCUUAGUGUUUGUUUUUAGCUUUCAUUUAGAUGGUCAAAAAAGAAUCUAGAAUGUUUACGUUAACACACGUAGUAGAAUGUCUUUAAAUAUUAGGUUUUAUUGCUUACGUGAAGCCGGUUUGGUUAAUAACAAAGAAAAUUUUGUAAAGUUUCAAAUUAAACAAAUUUGUAGAUAAUUGUACAUAGAUGCAAUUAGAGUAGUCCGAUUAGUUGGAAAUAAACAUA
Porites lobata is the source of this 65565-nucleotide messenger RNA. The record is from the annotation of a GenBank genome assembly. NCBI's taxonomy places the organism in Eukaryota, Metazoa, Cnidaria, Anthozoa, Scleractinia, Poritidae.